Pelobates cultripes (western spadefoot toad) is the source of this 63494-nucleotide messenger RNA. The record is from the annotation of a GenBank genome assembly. NCBI's taxonomy places the organism in Eukaryota, Metazoa, Chordata, Amphibia, Anura, Pelobatidae.
GACAAAGUAGGGACUACUUUUCCUACAUUUAAGAAAGCUUGACAGAAAGAUGAAGUUACCACUUUCAAGCUUUGUCAAGCACUAGUGAUGACUGAGGGAAAGACCCUCUGUCUAUAGAGGUUCCUGUGGCAUUAGUCGAAGAAGAUCCCAUGGAAGAAGAUAACAGUUGCCGUGAGGGACAGGUUCGGGUAAGUAAACUCACAUUUCCCUGCACCCUGCAGCCACCUUACUGCAAGUGUCAAAGUCACCAUCUGUGGUCUUUGCAAAAUAUGCAAAGACCCCAGGUGGUGACAAAGUGGGUUUAAAUACACCUCUAGUGGCUGUGCCCUGUGCGUUCCCCUACCGCCGGUCAUCUGGUGAUUGCUUCUCCCAGGCCGGUUUGCCCUAGGCAGCCGUGCAGCACCCCACUUGGAAAUGUCCUGGUAUCCCAGUGGGCAAGUUCGGUAACUCUUUCUCCUCUUCAGCCCCUCUGUGUGUCUCUUUCUCCUCAUACACAGCCCCUCUGUGUGUAUCUUUCUCUCCCCAAAUCCCUCUAUGUGUCUCUCUCUAUCCCCCCCAGCCCCUCUGUGUGGCUCCUUCUCUUCCCAAGCCCCUCUGUGUGUCUAUGUCUCCCCCAGUCCUUUCUGUGUCUCUUUCUCCAAGCUCCUCUGUGUGUCUCUCCCUCAGAACUCCUCCAUGUGUCUCAUUUCCCAAUAUCCCCUCCAUGUGUCUCAGUUCCCACCCAGCCAUUCCAUUUGUCUCAUUUCCCCCCAGCCCCUCCAUGUGUCUCAUUCCCUCACGCUCCUGUGCCUGCUAACUUCCAUGUAGUGUGGCCAAGCAGACAUCAGUAGAGGAUCUUCUGUAUCUUCUAACCCACUUUUCCCUAACCUCUUUUCACUUGAGUACCCCUUGGCAGCCCAUUUCCAUAAAUUGUGCCUUCAUAUUAGAGAAAUGUUUGUAAUUCAUUUAGUUGCUGUUAUUUCAAAUGUAUACAUGUUUUUCUUUGCUCUAUCUCCCCCUCUUCUCUGUCCUAGGCUUUCCCUGCUUCUCCUCUGCCCCAGGCUCUCCCUGAUUUUCCUUUGCCCCAGUCUCCCCCUGCUUCUCCCCUGCCCCAGGCUCUCCCUGCUUCUCCUCUGCCCCAGGCUCUCCCUGCUUCUCCCCUGCUCCAGGCUAAAACAAACACUGACACAUGUACAGUUACACAUACACACUGAUAAACUUACUGAUACACAUGCAGAUACACAGAUACACACAGGGCUGUAUUUACCACAAGGCAAACAAGGCAUUUGUGGAUAAGCACCACUUAGUGUGAAAAUUAGGUUUAGAUGGUAAUCCCCUUAGUAUACACACGGUGCAAUAGUGUAGCGCUAGAAAAAAGGCUUACCCAUACAAUAUGGGACGUUUCUCAUAUGUAGCCGAAAAAGACAAAUACAUAGAGAAAUACUUGAUAGUACAAUACUGUUAUAAACAACUGGUAUACACACUGAAAGAGAAAUAUAUGCUCACAAAUCAAGAGCCUUUUAGACGCUAUGGCUCUGAACGUAUGUGCUUGAUGUGCCUUUAAGGUAGCAACAGUAACCUUCUUGUUUGUCCCCAUUGUAAGUCCGAGUAGAGUGGGUGUACAUGGAAGACAAACAAGCAGCAGAAGAUAGUGCAGAUGGUAAUGAACUUCUAGGAUUCCAACUUUAAAAGUGAAAUAAAAGUUGCUCACCUGAUUCUGGAGCCUAUAAGUGACUGGCUCCAAGUUUGUGCACUUACUUGUCAAUAUGAGGAGUGGCAAGGGACCCCCUUUAAAUAUGGAUCAGCAGAUACAAUCACUGACACACAUACAGAUACACUGAUACAAACACUGACACAUACAGAUACAGACACAUAGAUACAAUCACUGACACACUUGUAGAUACACACAUGUGGCUCUCUCUGUGCAAUUUGGAAGUAAGUGACCAGUUGCCACUUCAUCCCAGAUGGAUAUUCACCAGGUGACUCACUACCUGAGCGGUGCAAGUGAACCAAUGCCAUUACCAAUAUUUUUCGAGUACCACGGGGCAGACCAACGUGUACCACUGGUUGGCAAUCCCUACUCCGGUAUGACAGGAAGUUGUUUGUUGCACUCAGCACUUCCUUUCAGAUUGGGUAGAGGAUACAGAAGAUUCUCUACCGUGGUUUGCUUGGCCAUGCUACAUUCAGUGACUGGCCGGUCACCUGGCAAUUGCUCCACUUGGGCCAGUCCCACCCUGAUUGUAUUGUUGUCUCCUCAUUGUCCUUGGUUCUGUGGUAAAUAGUAAUGUCAUUAUGUGUAACUCUGUGUUGAAUGGGUGCUACCGUCUUAAUAUGUCACCAACCACCACUGCAUACCUCCCAAAUGUUCCUAUUUAGCAGUCACAGUUCCGAUGUUGGGCCUUAAUCCCUCUAUUCCAGGGAACCACAGCAAUAAUACUCACAGUAAUGUGUCUUUAAAGGGUUAUCCAAAGCACCAUGACAACUUACACUGUGCUUGCAGUACAACUCCACCUCCAGCAACAUCUAAAUGUCUCAGAACAACCAUGCUCCAGGAUACACUCCUAAGAUUAAUGGGAUUCUCUAGUGCCAAGAAAACAAACCUGUUUUCCUGGCACUGUAAAUCCUGGAGUGUCCCCCUCCCUCCCGCUUCCCAUCCGAUAUUGCUGAAGGGGUUAAAACCCCUUCAGUCACUUACCUGAAUCCAGCGCCGAUGUCCCUCGGUGCUGGGUCAGGCUCCUCCCACGCCGCCCACUGGCGGGGAGACGUAAUGCGCAUGUGCUGCAAUGGCCACGCUCGCAUUAGGAUCUCCCGUUAUAGGGAUCUCCCCUAUGGGGAUUCCAGCGACGCAUAACGUCGUCUAAGAAGCCGGAAGUCCCUCUAGUGGCUGCCUGGUAGACAGUUUAUAAAAACUGCAAUAAUUACACUUGCAGGGUUAAGGAUGAAGGGAGUUGGCACCCAGACCACUUCAAUGGGCUGAAGGGGUCUGGGUGCCUACAGUGUCCCUGUAAAGUGUCCCAUUUGAAAAAUUGGGAGUUAUGAUAGUGCCGGGCUCCCUCGGACUCUCCUCCCUCUUCCACCAAAUUAACACUAUUGUAAACAUAGCAGUUUCUCUGAAACUGCUAUGUUAACAGCAGGCAGGGUUAACCCUAGAUGGACCUGGCACCCAGACCACUUCAUUGAGCUGAAGUGGUCUGGGUGCCUAUAGUGGUCCUUUAAUGAUGCAUUGCUUUUUAUAUGUCUUAACCAGUGUUCCUCAAUUGGUGUUCUGUGGAACCCUAGGGUUCCAUGAGAACAAAAUUGGGUUGCCACAGUGAUUUGCCCAUGUACUUUGGGCCAGUCGACGGGCAUUGCUGCACAGGGACCCGAUAAGCGCUGCGGCCGAUUAAUGGCGCGACCGGGUCCCCAUAUUAUGGGAUGCUAGGAGGAAGUGACGGACGGUCACUUCCUCCCAUCUUCAUAUAGAAAACGUUGUGCAGGAGGGAGAGAGGCAGCAGCUCCCCCCACACACACCAGCCUCAGCCAGCAAGUCACCCUCCUGCAGACAACAGGUAUGCUAACAUGAGGGUGACUGCAUAUAUAUAUAUAUAAAAUGACAUGUGUGUAUGUGUCACUGUGUGUGUAUGUGCCACUGUGUAUCUGUGUGUAUCUUUCAGUGUGUGUGUGUGUGUGUGUGUAUUAAGGUGUGUGCCAGUGUAUGUGCCUGUGUGUAUCUGAAUGUGUGUAUCUGUGUGUCAGUGCAGGUUGUGUAUCUGUUUGUACAUGCCAGUGUCUAUCUGUGUGUCAGUGUGUUUCUGAGUUUCAGUGUGUGUAUAUUUUAGUCUAUCUGUGUUGGUAUGCAUGCAUCUGUGUGUUAAGGUGUGUGUGUAUUUGCCAGUGUGUGUGUGUACGUGUCAGUGUGUGCCACUAUCUGUAUCUGUGUUACAGAAAUGUUUCCAUUGAUGUUUACCAAUUCAGAAAUAUUUACACUUUUUGAACCAAAAUUUAUGAGUUCUUAUAAUGGAGAUUUUCCAAGAUAAUAUAAUUUGAUGAUCAAUAGGCACAGACCAAAGUGUCCACAUAUACUUCCAACCAUUCACUUGCCUUGACCCUGUCAGAAUACUAGAUACAGAUAAAUACCACUUUAAAUAUUUGAUUAUAGAAAAUGUAUAAACGUGUCAGAUAUUCUGCAAGGGAUCUAUAACUCAUUCCCAAGGCUCUUCUCCUUUAACCUUUCAUCUACUUCCUCUUCCUUCUCUCCUCCCCACAGUGCCACUCCUCACUUACUCUCCUUUUUGUCGCCGGUAGGCCAAUGGUUGCCUAGCAACAAGCUUAAAGUGAGGAAAACCCAGUCUGGGUGAAUGUGGCGUUCACGGGCUGUGCUAUAGAGAGAGGCGGGGUGAGUGGCACGUCUGCACACAUAGGUAUUGUCAGUCUUAUGAAGAAGUCUGCAGUCGAUGUGUAUGUAAAGGAGAGAAGGUCAUCUGGCGAGAGUACGUCUAGACUGCAGUGUGCAGGCUGGAGCCCAGCAAAUACAGAGGUAGGUGUUCUGUGCUCCAAAGUUCUGCUUUCGAACUCACAGAACCCUGCAAAUAACUAGCUCUUUAAUUCUGUGCCCCAGCCAUCAGUAUUCUAGGGGCUCUGACUAGUGAGGUAGUAUAUCCAGUGCCUGGCUGACAGACAGCCAGCUAACGGGAGAUAAACUUUGCUUAGUACUCUGAAAAUUGAGUAUGUUCCUAGUUAGAUUAUGUGGAAUAAAGUGAUUUAGGAAGGUUAUUGUUAUCACACCAUCAUCCCUGUACUAUUUACUAAAAAUAGCAAUGAUGAUGAGGUUUAUAAUUUUUGUUGCCACAAUACAAUGUGCAUUGCUGUUGCACACUAUAAUGUGCAACAUUGUUUUUGAGGCUUAAUUAUAAAAGUUUAAAUUCAGUUUGUAUCCCAUCAUUACCUUUAUAACAGGAUUGGCUUAAAAAGGUCAGCCACAUCCUGAUUGUACCUUACAGGAAAUCCUGGGCAUCGACUGAUAAAAGAGACGUUUUAAUCCUUGUUUUUGUUUACUCCAUUUAAGAAUGGGUAGUAAAUCUACCCAAAUGUGUACCUUUAAAAUGUAUGUGAAUUUAGGUAUUACCAGUUGAUACCAGUAUGUUAGAGCCAUAUUAACAAAUACAAUUUUUUUUUUAAAACAAAAAAGACAAAAUGUAAAGCUAUAUUAUAAUUUAUCAUGAAUCAGACGUCUCUAAUUCAUUGCAGUUUAAAAUAAGUUUGCAUAUGCUUUGGUUGCAAUAUAUUUUAUUUAUCCCAUGUUUUGUUUGCUUAUAAUCAUGACCCUAGAAAAGCACAUAUAUGUGUGACGUUCCAUAGGUGUGACUUGAUCAGUUUAAGAAACAAAGUUCAAUAGUGUUAAAAGCAAAUGCAUGGGUGUCUUGCUAAUAAGAAUGUUAGCCAUUUGACAGACUUGAAUAAAAUGUAAACACAUAAAAAUGUUUUGCCUAAGAAAUGUGGUCAGAGCAGAGCUUUGAUUUAUAAAUAUACAUUAAAAAAAAUGCAUUUGUUAAAAAUAAAUUUAAUAUAUAUUUUUUUAAUGGCCUCUAGCCAGAUAGAGAGAUUGAGAUAUAUAUAUAUAUAUAUAUAUAUAUAUAUAUAUAUAUAUAUCUCUAUAUAUAUAUAUAUAUAUAUAUAUAUAUCUCUAUCCACCUAACACAGUAUAUUGAUAUCAAAGAUCUGAUAUGAAGUAAGGUCACCCUGUGCUUCAUCAUGCAAGUCCUGAACUGUAUGUGUUCAUAUAAUGUUAUAGAUGUGGACAUUUAUGUACCCCAUGACUUCCCAUAAAAUGUUCACUUAUUGUUUUAUACCUGUUGAUUGGGGGAGGCCAUAAAAGAACUGUCAUUAUUAUCCUGGUGUGCAUUAUGCCUGUCUGAAUUUGAUUAGCAAAAAGCUUAAGAAAACUGUGAUGGACCAAUAGUUUUGAAAUGGCCUCUGUUCCUUUGUCAAUUUACAAACAUAGUGAAAAAUCAUAGAACCAAAUGACACACAAUUGAUUUAAUUUUUUUUUUUUUUUUUUUUUAUAAUUGGUCUACAUGUAGUUUUUAAAUGGCAGCCCUGUUGUAAAUUCACAUUGUAUUCAGUUUUUGUUGAAACUGUGACUGUCACAACGCUGCUGAUUCAGUUCUGUGAUAAGCUUUGGCAUUGUGUUUUUGUUUAAUUUACCAACGUUGGCAAACAUCCAUCUACAUCAGUAAAUGCAUAUUGACUUGCAACCACUCUUCCUCUUUGCCAGUGCAGUUCGUCCUUUAGCCAAAAUUUUUAAACUGUAUUCCCUGACGUAUUACAUAUUAUAGCAGCAUUUGAAUACUGACUUUGUGUGUUCUUGUCUGUUUCCUCAUGCUUUGCGUUUCACACAUCAAAGUGCUAAUUGUCAGCCCUUGUUGAUUGCUGACAGAUACUGCUAGUCACCUUUGCAGUUGUCUUUGUAAAUGUAUUGGUCAUUUUACAUUAUUUCAGCUAUUUUGUCCAUCCCUUUAUAUAUUUAAUGAUUUUGUCAGUUAGGGUUAUCACUUACAAUUAAUCUGGUCAUGUUGUAUUGUACACCACAACCUUGACAACUAUUUUCUUUAGUUAUGUAGACAAAUCCUAGUUUUGUAUUUUCCCUGUAUUAAAAAAAUGAUAUUGUCACACAUCUUGGAGACCCAGCAAGUGCACAGGUAAUUGUAUGCACAAUCAGUUAUAUAUGUCAAGCAUGUUAUGUUUGUUUGUUUUCUUUCUUAGAUUGUUAGUUCUUCAGUAUAUUAUGGGAGGGAAAUCAUGUAAAAUAGAAAUGAACAGGCAUUUUAGAUCAAUCUAUUACAAUAGUGCUUAAUUAUUAAAUGAGAAGUUAGUAAACUCUAAAGUCUAUGAUUUUGUGUUGCUUCAAUAACAGUGUGAUAUAAGCAUGUGAUAUACAAUUUUUCAAACCGGUUACAGUAGAUGAAACACAGGGCUAACAUUUGCUAGUUUGCAAAGGCUCUUUGCUCUUCACAGUGGUUGCAUGUGUUAAUGAAAGCAAUGCACACAGGAGUGUUAAUGAACAGGUGUGACAAGUCUUUCAGGGUUAUUUGCUAAAGUUAGACUUGUUGGGAAUUCAGAGUGAAUAUAAAAUUUCAGGCCAAAAUGGCUGAAUUGGACACAUUUUCCAAGUCGGCUAUGCUGGUUUUAAAUGUGAAAUUCACUAUACCAUAGUGAAUAAUCUUACAUAUGUAAGUCUGAUAAAGGUUACCUGUUGCUCGGAGUAUAUUUUUCUAUAGUAGAAUUAAAAGUAGUAGUUACUGUUUUCUUUUUCAUGUAGUCUAUUCAUCAAUCCGUUAAGGACGAAGGCAAUUGUCCAACCAAAACAAAACCUAGAAUUUGUGUUGUCAAUAUUAUUUUACUAAAGUGAGACUUCAGAGUGAAUUUGUUCCACCGUAAUUUAACCCCUUAAGGACCAAACUUAUGAAAUAAAAGGGAAUCAUGACAUGUCACACAUGUCAUGUGUCCUUAAGGGGUUAAGUGGAAUAAAAUGUUAAAAAUGGGUCGGGAUGCAAAAGAAAAAUAAUUUUCUCACAAUUUUGCAGAUAAUAAUUUUAACAGAUGAAGUGCAACUCCAAAAUAAAUUUGCGUAUUAUUCCUGAUUGCUAAAUGCCUCACAUGUUUAGGGUUUAAAUUAAUUUGUGGUAGGUAUCGCUAAUCCUAUAACAAUUCUUACCCUAAAUUUACACUUAACCUUAGCCCUACACUAACCCUAAUCCAUCGUUAACCCUUACCCUACUACACUAACCAUAACUCAGAGGGAUUUCUUAUGCUGAUUUCAGCAAAGGAAUGUCACAGCUCACCGAGUACAGAGCAUUCGGUGAGUGCCCUCUACUAAGUGAUUGCAGCAUGAAUGGGAGAGCUCCCUCUCAUGGUGCAGCUCUGGCAUGCUGUGCAGGCCGAUCACAUAGAACUUGGUGCUUGGGAAACUGGCUGAUCACAGUCGGCAGGGGGCAUUUAGGGAGAAUCUGGUGGUCUCCCUCCGACUGUGCUCACUGCGGCUGAGCACAUUGCUGAGCUAUAUGGAUUUAAAGGUCUGUACACCUUAUCGGUCAGUCUGGGGCCAUUAAAUAUGGUCUUUUUUUAAGUUUACAACAAGUGCAGAUUUCAAUAGAAAUUUGCACAUUUAUAAUGUAACCUGUUUAUACCCAACUGUAUUUUAUUUAUUUAUUUUUUUUUUAAAUUACAAACGGUCUGUUACUUCCUGGUUGGUUAUUUCAGUGCAGCUGAACUCAAGAGGCAGUCAUUGCCCAGAACACCUUGCAAAGACUUCUCAUUGAGCUAUGGGCAGCCACAGAAAGGGUUAAGAAAUAAGGGGGGAUUAUAAAGGCUUCAGACUAGAGCUGCAGCUUUUGCCAGCUGUUUUUAGAAAUAACCCCAAUGACAAACCCCAAUGACAAACUGCAGAAAUAACCCCAAUGACAUCUAUGCAAUGCAUGCAUGUCUUCAUAAGGGGUAUAUGUACAGUGAUAGGUUGUUGGGGUUUUUUGGUGUGGGGGUGGGGUGGCAGUGGAAUGUCUCUUUAUUCUGUAAAGACUUUUGUUAGAUUUUAGAUUGAUCCAAUUAGAUUGUUCUACUGUGUAGGAAUUAAAAAAUAAAACUUUGUUUUGCUAAUACAGUUACAUUUAACAAACAAAUCUUGUUUCAGAUGUUCUACGACAAGCAUGUCAAACUCAAAGGCUAGCAAGGGCAUAUCUACUAAAUCCCAGUCCCCCCCCAUGUCUACUAAAUCCUAGCCCCCCCCCCUGUACUAUAUCCCAGUCAUAGGUAAUGUAGUUUAAAAUGAAAUCUUUAAUCUACUUACUAGUAUGUGUAUGUGCGCUUUUGACUCCUGAAACACGUAAUUUAGAACCACGGUCUGUUCUGUUUGUAGACACCCCUUUUCCCUCUUUUUGUCACUUUUUUUUUUUGAUGCAACAAAACAUUUUCAAAAGUGCCAGCCCUCUCCUGGUUAUGAAGCUUAGGCAGAAUACAUUUCAGCCCUGCAAAGGGUAAUGGGAAUCUCAAUAAUGAAAAUGUGUUUUAUAGCUUAAAGGAAUACUAUAGUGCCAGGAAUACAAAGCUGUAUUCCUGGCACUAUUGCUCCCCCUCCUUUGCACCCUCCCCCACCCGCCCAACCUGGGUAGAUAAAGGGUUAAAUACCCUUUGUUUACUUACCUUAUCCCAAUGCAGAUGUACAUCGGUGCUGGGUCGAUGCUCCAUCCCCUCCGACGGCCUGCAACAAGCGGGUGCUAAUGUGCAUGCACGGCAAAUGCCGCACGCAUUAGACCUCCCCAUAGGAAAGCUUUGAUUCAAUGCUUUCCUAUGGGGAAAAAAUCUGACACUGGAUGUCCUCAUGCACAGCGUGAGGACGUCCAGCAUCAGAUACCGGACCAAAGGGCCGUUUCAGUUCAGGAAGCCAAGGCUGAUUUAGAGCUGAAGUUUCUCCGGAACUGCAAUGUUUAAUAUUGCAGCAAUAGGGACACUAUACCCAGACCACUUCAAUGAGCUGCACUGUCCUGGGUGCCUACAGUUAUUGGAAUUUGUUAAGAAUUAGUUCAUAAGUAAAGCUAAAACCUGAAAAUAUAUAUAUACAUAUACACACACACACACACACACACACACACACACACACACACACACGGAGUGCAGAAUUAUUAAAAAACAACAAUAUAUGUGAACACAACCCCAGUGAAAAUAAUAUAAUAUGAAAGCAAACUAAGACUUCCCUUAUCUCUAAGGUGAAGUAUCCAGAUGAAUCCCCGAAGACUUCCUCCUGUCUUCAAUAGAUAUACACAGAAAAAUAGGGGACAAUCUGCUAAAUACAAAUAAAACAAAAAAACAUAGCAUAUAACUGUGUGGAGACUGGUAUUGAUGUGCAAUCACAAAUGGUCACUCACAAUUUUGAGGAGUUAAAAAAGCCUUGAAUGGUGUCUUUAUGGAGUUAAAGCAGCUUUAAAUUGUAUUUUUCCGUAUCCAGUAUGUUGUUCCUCCUCACAUAUUCAUCAGCAAAUAGGUAUAUAUGUCUCAAAGAGAGAAAAUGUACAAAAAUGUAGUGCACUUCCAGAAUAUAAUAAAAAGUAUUUUAAUGACUUACAUUCAAGAAUAAAACAAGCAGCAUGUCACCAUAAACGAAUUAUUAGGCAAGUUGUAUUUUUAAGGAUUAAUUUUAUUAUUGAACAACAACCAUGUUCUCAAUGAACCCAAAAAACUCAUUAAUAUCAAAGCUGAAUAUUUGUGGAAGUAGUUUUUAGUUUGUUUUUAGUUAUAGCUAUGUUAGGGGGAUAUCUGUGUGUGCAGGUGACUAUUACUGUGCAUAAUUAUUAGGCAACUUAACAAAAAACAAAUAUAUACCCAUUUCAAUUAUUUAUUAUUACCAGUGAAACCAAUAUAACAUCUCAACAUUCACAAAUAUACAUUUCUGACAUUCAAAAACAAAACAAAAACAAAUCAGUGACCAAUAUAGCCACCUUUCUUUGCAAGGACACUCAAAAGCCUGCCAUCCAUGGAUUCUGUCAGUGUUUUGAUCUGUUCACCAUCAACAUUGCGUGCAGCAGCAACCACAGCCUCCCAGACACUGUUCAGAGAGGUGUACUGUUUUCCCUCCUUGUAAAUCUCACAUUUGAUGAUGGACCACAGGUUCUCAAUGGGGUUCAGAUCAGGUGAACAAGGAGGCCAUGUCAUUAGAUUUUCUUCUUUUAUACCCUUUCUUGCCAGCCACGCUGUGGAGUACUUGGACGCGUGUGAUGGAGCAUUGUCCUGCAUGAAAAUCAUGUUUUUCUUGAAGGAUGCAGACUUCUUCCUGUACCACUGCUUGAAGAAGGUGUCUUCCAGGAACUGGCAGUAGGACUGGGAGUUGAGCUUGACUCCAUCCUCAACCCGAAAAGGCCCCACAAGCUCAUCUUUGAUGAUACCAGCCCAAACCAGUACUCCACCUCCACCUUGCUGGCGUCUGAGUCGGACUGGAGCUCUCUGCCCUUUACCAAUCCAGCCACGGGCCCAUCCAUCUGGCCCAUCAAGACUCACUCUCAUUUCAUCAGUCCAUAAAACCUUAGAAAAAUCAAUCUUGAGAUAUUUCUUGGCCCAGUCUUGACAUUUCAGCUUGUGUGUCUUGUUCAGUGGUGGUCGUCUUUCAGCCUUUCUUACCUUGGCCAUGUCUCUGAGUAUUGCACACCUUGUGCUUUUGGGCACUCCAGUGAUGUUGCAGCUCUGAAAUAUGGCCAAACUGGUGGCAAGUGGCAUCGUGGCAGCUGCACGCUUGACUUUUCUCAGUUCAUGGGCAGUUAUUUUGCGCCUUGGUUUUUCCACACGCUUCUUGCAACCCUGUUGACUAUUUUGAAUGAAACGCUUGAUUGUUCGAUGAUCACGCUUCAGAAGCUUUGCAAUUUUAAGAGUGCUGCAUCCCUCUGCAAGAUAUCUCACUAUUUUUGACUUUUCUGAGCCUGUCAAGUCCUUCUUUUGACCCAUUUUGCCAAAGGAAAGGAAGUUGCCUAAUAAUUAUGCACACCUGAUAUAGGGUGUUGAUGUCAUUAGACCACACCCCUUCUCAUUACAGAGAUGCACAUCACCUAAUAUGCUUAAUUGGUAGUAGGCUUUCGAGCCUAUACAGCUUGGAGUAAGACAACAUGCAUAAAGAGGAUGAUGUGGUCAAAAUACUCAUUUGCCUAAUAAUUCUGCGCUCCCUGUAUAGACUGAGUGACGUCCUGAGGUUUGUAGUUCAAAAGCUACAGCCACUACUGUCUUUUAUUUUUGGUGAUUGCAAAAUGGAAUGGACUCUUUGAGGCAGUUGAUGUGAAAAGUAAUACAGUAGCAAGCAAGGAUGGGACUUUGUUCCUUCGUUGUGUAGUAGUAGAUAUCACUAUUAUGUGUUACUAGUGUGUUCAAAAUGAAGAGAGAUUUCAGUUGUGACAAAUACCUGUAAGACCUGUUCUAGUGCACUUGUCUUUUGUUAGCGUUAAAGAGAAAAGAAAGAGGACAUAAUUACCCUUCUUUAAUAAUAACCCUCCAUUACCCAGCUUAAUGUAGUUGUUCUGGUGAGUAUAAUCAGUCCCUGCAGAAUUUCUGCAGUAAACACGGUCUUUUUAGUGAAAAUACAGUGUUUACAAGCCUAGGGAUACCUCCACUGCCACGCCUCAGAUAGCUGCUAGAGGUGCUUCCUGGGGCAGUGCUGCCACUUUGCAGUAGUCAUUCAGUGUCUCCAACCUCUGCAUGGAGACACUGAACCUUCCUCAUAGAGAUGCAUUUAUUCACUGACUCCUUGGCUGAGAUCAUCAGAAUUGACAGUCUUAGCCAAUGCAAUGGUUUCCUAUGGGAAAGCAUUGUGAUUGACUGAGAUCACUUACAUAGAAACAUCUGAUGUCAGCCAAGGAGGCAGAUCAGGGGCAGAACUAGUCAACUUGAAUAACAGUAAGAUUUUACUAUAUUUAGGAAGGGGGGCUAGAUGGUGGUUUAAACACUAUACAUGUUUGUGUUCCUGACCUUAUGGUUUGCCAUUAAUCUAAAUCAGUAUAGCCAAUAGUCAAUCAAUCAUGCUAGCAAACUAUAAAAUAUUAUUUUCUAAAUGCAAGAGACAAGUAAUCUUAUGUUAAUUUAAUGGACGUUUUAAAGCCACCGUUUGGAGAGGGGAGCGGGGUUCUUUUUGGGUUCCUGAAAGUAUCAGAAAUAGAGGCUCUCAGGUGGUCAGGGAGGAUGCUUCUAGAGAGUAGACUACAAUACUGGCCUGUAUGUGUUUGCACCACCUUGCCUGGAGAAGGUUCCUAUAAGGAGGUGAUGGGUGACCCCUCAAAUUUGUAUUACAAGAUAUAAGAAAUUUACAAAGAUCUUGAAGGUGAUCUUGCUGAAAAUCAACCCCCUGCAGUAACAUUUUUUUUAUUAUUUAGUUUCAUUUUAGAUACAGAUCAUUUUGGUGUAAUGUAACAUAAUAAGAGAGACUUAAAUGGAUCCUAUAGGCAUCCAGACCACUUCAAUUCAUUGAAGUAGUCUGGGUGCAGUGCCCCUUCAUGUUUAACCCCGCACUGUAAAACAUUCUGAGAAACUGCAAUAAUUACAUUGCAGUGUAAACUCCACCUUUUAGUUGCUGUCUGCCAGGUCUUAUUAUGUCCUUAAGGGCUUAAGUAUGUGUGACAUUGCAUAUAGAUAGUUAGUUAUUAUUCUAGAAUAAAUAAAUGGACAUUCCAAUCCAUAAUCACCUGUGUUACUUGGAUAUGUCAUGGUUCUGGGAGAUCCUAAUCUCUUCUAAAUCAGUUUGAGACAUAAUUGCCCCAUUUAUAAGCAUGUCUUCAGAUAACUAAUGUAAGGGGAGAGGGGGUUAAAAUUCCUCCUGCUUGUAUAGCUUCUUAGCAGGGCUGUCUUUAACAUUAAAUGCAUUUGCUUGGGCCCCCUGGAUCCUGCCUCCCCCUCACACUUCCACCCCCUGGCAUGCAAUAAUGCCAUCCACGCCAACACAGUGGCAGAACUAAUGUAGAGAGGGCUCUGGUGCAAGAAAGUUUUUGGGCCUCCCCUCUAGCGCAAGAGUGGAGAAAAGAUCCUCAUCUGUCGUACAACUCCCAAAAUGCUAUGCCAGCUGGGGAUCUACAAUUUGGCCAUUCUUGCGGGGCUGUAUUUGAGAGCAGUGUUUGUGCAUUUGAAUGUGAGCAUGUUUUUGUAUACAGUAUGAUGUGUGCAUGUAGGGUGUAGUAUUGUUGUUUGAUUGAAGGGGAGUAUUUAUAUAUACUUUUUGAGUUUGAAUCCAGGUGAGUGUUUGCAUGUAAUGUUUGAUUGCUGGGAUGUAUGUACAUACAUCCUAUACAUUCACAGAUAUACAUACACAUUAGCACGCAGAUACACACAAACACACUGAUAUAUGAACACACCUGGACACAUGCGCACACACUGACACAAAAACACUGGCGUAUACACAAACACUAGCACAUACACAUAAAUACACACACACUCAGAUACACACACUUUGGUACACACAGAUAUAAAAACACUGGCACAUUUACACACAGAGAUACACACUUACACAGAUAUGUACACACAGACACACAGGUACACAUGCAGGGGUGUAUUUGUGUGCAGUGUUGGCAUAGGAAUGCUGGUAUGUAUGCAUUGCAACACACAGAUACACACUUACACAAACACUGAGAUACACGCAGGAUCACAGAUACACAUGCAGUGGUGUAUGAGUGCAAUGUUAUCGUUGGACUGUAGUAGUGUUUUUGUGUGUGGCACUGGAAUGAUAGGAUUUAUGCAUUGUCACAUGCAUAGAUACACACUUACGCACACUGACACACAUAUACACACACAGGUACACAGACAUAAAGGUACACAUACAAACUGACACACAAGUACACAUAUACAGACACAGGUAUACAUACGCACAGGUACACAUGCACUGACACAAACACAGCCAGAUACACAUAUACUGUCAGAUACACACUGUGACGGACUGCCUGGCACCCUGACCAGGUACCUCCGUCAAUCGCUGCUUCCUAGUACUUGCGAGCACCAUAAACACAGUACUGGAACACCAUCACCACCGUAAACCCCACGAACCGCCGCAGCUUGGUUGAGAUCUCGCUGUCCUCCACCCACCCUGAACUCGACCAGAAUCCAGCUUCCAGUGGGUAGACCUCUCCUAGUCCAGAGAGCGUUGCAGGAACAGCUCCUAUAAGAGCUAGUGAUUAUACUCAGUAUUGUGAUAAAGCAAUCCCCAGAGUGAAUGUAGUUCUCCAAUCCCCCAAACAUGAGCCAAGUCUUCAUGAAGAGGUAAAAUGAAUCUCUGUUUAAUGGGAGCCACACUUGGCCUUAUGACAAUCCCCAUACAAGGGGUACGCCCACAUGGACCUUGUGGGGAACUGCAGCACCAAGUUACAGACCAAUAACAACAAUGGUUAAAUGCAUGACACUCCCAAAUACAAACACACAAUCCCUCCCCUUUGCCUGGGAGCUAAUUGGAUCAGGAACACCCCAAAAGUACCUUAAAACACACAAAGUCCCCACAAAACAAAAGUUACAUCCCCUGAUAGCCCUGAUCUGGGAUACCUACAUAUCCAAAAAUCACCCAGAUCAGUUCAGGGGUUCAGAAAUUUCCUGGAAGUCUUAUUUUUGACCGACCGUGCACAUGGUCCUAUGCUCAAAACUGUUCCAGGGAAUCAGGGCUAACGGUCGGUCUCUCUGUCUGGAGUACAAACGUACAUAACUCACAUGAACAGAGCCUUUUCAAGUGCUUUGGGCAAGGUAUAUUGCAGGGCCAGCAGGUCCCUCCAAAAAAACGUGACGAGGUUCAGAUCACACACUGACACAAGCUCAGCCUGAUACACACUCAUAGUCAGAUACAUACACACCCAGAUACACACAUACAGUCACAUACAGUCAGAUACAUACAAUGACACAAACACAGCCAGAUGCACACACUGACAAAAACACAGCUAGGUACACACUCAUAGUCAGAUACACACACACACACACACACACACACACACACACACACACAGCCAGAUACAUGCACUGACACAAACACAGCCAGAUACACAUACUGACACAAACACAGCCAGAUACACAUACUGACACAAACACAGCCAGAUACACAGCCAGAUACAAACUCUGACACACACAGCCAGAUACACAUACUGACACAAACACAGCCAGAUACACAGCCAGAUACAAACUCUGACACACACAGCCAGAUACACACUGACUCAGAAACAGGUACACAACAUGUAACUAUCAAUUUACAUAGUUGGGGCUGGAUGGCUGAGUUUGAUGGGAGUCUGAGUAACCUGCUUUCUCAGUCCCUCUCCUCCUCCUUGGUGUGUGUCUCCUCCUCCCCAGCAACACUCCCUUACUAGGGAGGAAGAGAUCUCCCCUCACUCCCCUCCCCCAGCAGGCAGGAAGACAGCUGAAUCAGUUAUCCCACAUAAGCAUAAAUACAAGUACUGUAUCUUUAGCCUGUUCUAGUUGGCAAAUCCACUGUAAUUAUGUCUCUAAUUUCACUGUUUAUGAGUACAUAAAGUUAUGAGUUCUAGGGUAUGUUUUAUAACUUUUACUGUUCACGUUCUAUCUUUCUCCGUUUUUUAUGAGCUGUCCUUUUAUUUACUGAUUCUUGAGCCUACUAACCAUAUUGUUAAAUGUAAUAUUUAGCAUCUUUUAUGACUAUUUCCGGGUUUCUGUGUACUCGCUUAUUGAGGCGUGUUUUUGUUUGCCCAGAGGCUAUACAGCCCCACAGUUCCCACUAAUUUAUAAAGAAUAUACACCAAUUAACAACCCCUUUACUGAGCACUUGUUGAUUGAAAAAAUUGUAGUAAAACAUUUAUUUGAAGUAAGGGAUGCAUAGCUAGCAUAUACAUUUACCAUGACACAGCAAUUUUGUGUAUAGAUUGUUUUCGGACAAUCAUAAAAAUGUAAAUUAUCUAAAUUUACACAACUUUUAUUUUUCACUUGUCUGCUGCCGCUAUUUUUUGGCUGCACUGUUCCCUGGUUCUGGCGACCUGUAGGUAAAGAGCUGGCCUGUGAGCUGCAAGUGUCUUUGUAAAGUUAGUAGUUGAAGGAAGCGCAGGCAGAUGGGUUGAUACCUGCCUAGAAGAAAGACGGGUGGAAGGGCCAAUACAUGCCUAAAAGUGGUUGGCAUUGACAAAUCUUAAUGCCUGGAGAGAAAAAAAGAAAUUACAAAAAAAAUAAAAAUAAGUGUGUGUGUGUGUGUGUGUGUGUGUAUAUUAUAGAAUUGCAAGUGAUGGUCCGCACUCCAUAAUACUUGCUUUUCCCACAGAAAUUUCACUUUGACAGUGCUCUUACUACUCAUUCUGGAUAGAUGUAUGCAAAUGAGCUAAAAAAAAAAAAUUGCCUCAGAAUUCCACUUUAUACAUGGAUUCCUUGGAGUAUGUGUAUUCUGCAUACAACAGCUUUGAAACACAACUCAGGAAGAGGAGCAAAGCCAGUGAAUCACUCAUUGACAGCUGUUUCAUUGUUAAUGCAACUCAUCAGCAUGAGGUUGGUUACUGGCUUGCAAUGGAGGCUUGGUGUUACUUGUAAAGUAGAUACCAACAGCGUUGUGGUGGGUAAUAAAGUGUGGAUGAAAACCCCUUCCACCUGAAGUAAGUGGAUAGUUAACACAAAGGGUAAACACAAAUACACAAAUCAGUCAAGCCAUAAUAGAUAUAAACAGAGCCUUGUGUCACAGUCUGACCCUCAUAGUCUCACAUUGGUAUCACAGUUGUACCCUUAAUCCUACUUGUUUAUAUAUUGUUGCUAAAGUUAAUCUUCAACCUUUCCAGCUGUCAAUUUUGAUUAUUGUGUAUAAGCUACACACUGUAUGGCAACCUCCUAUUUUGUUUUGUAAUGAAUGGAUAUAUGCUUUCUUCUUCAUUUACUCAAACUGUAUUGAAACCUCCAAAAUUACAAAUAAAGAAUGUUUAUUGAAGUGGUCUGGGCGCUGUGGUCCUGUCCUUUUAACCCUGCAAUGUAAAUCAUUGUAGUUUUUUAGAAACUGUCAUCUUUACCUUGCAGGGUUAAAUCCGCCUCCAGUUGCUGUCUUUCUGAUAUUCUGAUAUAGCCAAAUAUCGGUAGUGCCACAAUAAACUACACUCACAGCAAAUAUAUUCACUUUGAAAACAGUGACCUGCAUCACCAGGCAAAGUCAUAUUACGUCAUCCUGGGAAAACGUCCAACUUUUAUAAAGACUCAGCCAGCUGAGUCAUUGUUAGAUUAGGCCCACAAAUAUUUCUCAGGCGUUACUUUCUUUAUUUUCCCUAUGUCAUUAUAUAAUUCCCAAAUUGAAAAGAAAUCUGAUUCUUUAUUUUGUUUAAAGUGCACCUUGUAUCUCUUGAUAGUUUUUCUCUCUACAUGGCUGCAAUCCAGAGGCAGAUAGCCAAACACUUUAAGUUCAUCCAUGUGUAGUCACAGAUUAAUUCUACCCAAUAAUUCAUUCCCCUUUCAACCUUUCUAGUACAACACAGAAUUCCACAAAUAUGAACUCCCUUUUGCCUUCUGUUUAUAAUCAUUUAUAUAUUUUCUCCUCUGUCCCCUAAGCCCAUGAACCCCCAAGGAUCCUCUCAUAAGCAUUUUAUUCCACUCACUUAUUCCACUUCAGUAAGUAGAUCCCUACAGAACACAUAUUGUAUCAUUCUUGCAACUUCUUGGUUUGAGAUAUAUAUAUAUAUAUAUAUAUAUAUAUAUAUAUAUAUAUAUAUAUAUAUAUAUAUAUAUAUAUAUAUAUAUAUAUAUAUAUAUAUAUAUAUAUAUAUAUAUAUAUAUUUUGCAGUUUUCCACACAAACUGUCCCUGAUUAGCCUUUCCAGCAGUGUAUGUAUUGAGCGCAAGAACUGUGAUCAAAGACUGACAGUUAUUCACUAAUGUGACAAUUCUCUGAGCUGACUUAUAGAAUGUUUCAAGUUUGGUUCUUCUUUCUUUCUCCUUCCUUCUCCCUCCUUUCUUUCGUUUUCCUUUCUUUCCCUCCUUUCUUUCGUUUUCCUUUCCUCCUUUCUUUCUUUUUCCUUCCCCUGCUCAAACAAGCUUACAUUCUAGAGGUAGUGGGGUAAAGUGGCACAAGAGGUAAUGAUAAAAUAUAUUUCAUGUUUGGGAAAAGUAGGUUGCUAGAAUAGUGUUCAACAAAGGCUUAGUUUUUUUGGAUGACACAGUUGCAGGAGAGAAAGCAGGGUGGGUUACAAAGGUGCCAGAAAGGAAAGAUAUUAACAGUUUAAUUGAUAUGCUUUUCUGAAGAAAUUAGUUUUCAAUUAUUUUUUUUGAAGGAGUGGAGGUCGAGUGAGAGCCUAACAGAGCGGAGAAGGAAGUUCCAUAGAAAUGGUGCAGCCCUAGAAAAGAUGGGCAUCAGAAAUGGGAGUACGAACUUUCCCCGCCACAUUCAUUAUAGACUGUAAUAGGACAAGCUGGGAACACAUAAGUCAAUAGUUGAGGCGAAAGAGGAUAGCUGCAUGCACCAGCGUUAAAGAGGGUCACUUCUGUCAGGAGUACAGUGGCUGCAGUGACAUCAUAGUGUGGCAACGGUGACAUCAUAUUCCAGCUCCCAGCAUCACAGCAGAGUGCGCAAAAGAGCACUGAAGAACUGGAAGAAGAUCAGUGCCUCAUCACCACUCCUCUCUCUCCCCUAGGUAUAUUUUGGCAGAGAAAGCACUUGCCAUCCAGGUAAGCAGGUGCCUACUCUGCCUUCGUGAAUAAGCAUCUGAUUCGGGGUGGCUUAACUUCUGGGUCCCUGUGACAGACCAUAGGCCUCUUGGCCAUUGACCUCUUGACACCCCACUCCCAUUUCUGCAGCCAGGGCAGCCACACAGCUGACCCACUUGGUAGUUACGCUACUGGUUGGGCAUGAUUAUAUCACAAAGGACCUGCCUGACAGCACAGGCAGUCGCUCUGCAGCCAAUCCAACUGAGCUGAGUAGGGGGAAAACCAACAGAGUGGUUUCAGAGAAGAGGAAGAGAUAGAGAAAGAAGCAGCUCGGAUAGACAGAAGGAGAACCAGAUAGACAGAGAUUACAGAGCAUGAAAAGAAGUUGUUGAUCAACAUUGUCGAAAGCAACAGACAGGUCAAGGAGAAUUAGGAGAGCGUAGUAACCACUAGAUUUUGCAGCAAUUAAAUCAUUGAAUACUUUGGCCAGAGCUGUGUCAACAGAGUGACGAGUGUGGAAUCCAAAUUGAAGCGGGUCAAGCAGAGCGUAAAAGGGGAAGAGAGUUAAAGCAGAGACAAACGGUCGUAGUGACAUAGGGCGGUGGUUAGAUAAGGAGUUACUUUCAGGGUUAUUCACUACAUUGAGAAUUAUUAGGAAUUAAAAAUAUAAAUUUAAAAUUUAAGGCCAAAGUAACCAAAUUGAAAGCAUAACUGACGUGAAAAAUAUUUCCUGUUUGACCAUUGAUCUUGAAUUCACAGAUUUAGUAAAGGACUCAUUUUCCUGGCUCUAAAGGGUCUUUAGGUCCCACCCUCAGGGUCCCACUCCCGCCGGGCUGAAGGGGGAGGAAGGGGUUAAACGUGUGCGCAUUCAACCAGUCCAUAAGAAAGCAUUUCUCAAUGCUUUCCUAUGGAAGUCAGCGUCUUCUCACUGUGAAAAUCACAGUGAGAUUUGAGGAAGCGCCGCUAGUGGCUGUCAGUGAGACAGACACUAGAGGCUGGAUUAACCCUAGUGUAAACUUAGCAGUUUCUCUGAAACUGCUUUGUUUACAGCUGCAGGGUUAACUCUAGAUGGACCUGGCACCCAGACCACUUAAUUGAUCUGAAGUGGUCUGGGUGCCUAUAAUGGUCCUUUAAUUGAUUUCCCAGCAAUUCUCACUUUAGUGCUAUUUCCUGUCCUAUUGUGCUUCACACCCCACCUCCUAUAGACUGUAAGCUUGUUUGAGAAGGGUCCUCUUCAACCUAUCGUUCCUGUAAGUUUUCUUGUAAUUGUCAUAUUUAUAGUUAAAUUCCCCCUCGUAUAAUAUUGUAAAGCGCUAUGGAAUCUGUUGGCUCUAUAUAAACGACAAUAAUUAUAAUAAUAACUCUGUAACCGUCCAUUUCCCUAUUUGUCAUACUGUGUAGAGACCCACUAAUUUAAAGAGGCGUGAUCACACCUCCGCCACUCUGUUUAUUAUUUCAUAAAGAUAUACUGAGACAAAAUAGGGACCGCUAUGUCUCUGUAUACUUCAUAUGCCUGACACUUCUUGACACUGGGCCGCGCUACCGCCAUCAAGAAAUGUUAAUCUCCAGGCCGUGACCGCUGCAGAGAUAUUGGCUGUAUCUAUGAUGAAUACCUCGGUCUUACAAAAUCCUCCAUAGACCUCAAUGCUGUACUCUUCGCAUACGCGAGAAUAUAGCAGUACAACUGUAACAACGACCACUGCCAGGAGCAGAAGAGGACUGUCAGGAAGAAAAUUGCGGCACCCACUGGAGACAAAUUCAGUGACCGUGCCACUUUAAUGAAUAGGCUUUGGCAGCACUUGACAUUUCUAAACAUCAGAAGGCAAAAUGUUUUGUUUUUCUUUUCUGUGCCCAUAAAUAUUUUUGGAAUAAUAUAUCUGCUAACGAGAUUAGACAAAAUCCUUUGGGUAAAACAUGAACAUGAACCACUAGAUGUUCUGGCAUGGAAAGGGUUAAUUUUGUUAAACUCAUGUGAAAAGCACUGUCAGAAACCGGUACAUCAGCACAUGCUCUGUGUUCUCACAAGGUACCAAUAGUUAUUUUUUACCUUGAUAGUGUCCAUGUGGAUUCUGGAUUACAUAAGUGUUGGGUGGCAGAUCAGGAUUUGAUACAAAGUGUAAAUUUUGCCAAUAUCAUUCCAAGAUGGGACUGUGAACUGUAUAUUACUAUCGAUACUAUUUGUAGUAUCGUAAUUAGGAAAGUGAUACAAAUAAUCAGCAUUUCACUUUUUUGGUUUAGUAGCUACUGGACAAAUGUGGUGGUGAUGAUGGCACAGACAUAAUGACUAUAAUGACCUCACAGAUUGUAGCCAGAUUCCAAAAGAGAAGAAGGGUUUCAGACUUGGAAAUGACAGGUACCUACUAAGACACUCUGGGCACCAUAACAACAUAAUAAAAAUUAAGCCGUUUUGUGGAGGUGGUCCCGUGUGCCAUCUUACUUUAAGAGUUUAAAUUAAACUGUUAAUAGGAAGUAGGUGCCCCCACACACCUACUUAUGAAGGUCCAAUGCUUUAAUCGGGAAACCUUAAACUGCUGAUAGGUUUAAAGUGAUGGUGGUUUCAUUAAGAAACAAUUGAACCGCUUAAGGUAAGACGGCACCUGGGACAUCCAUGCACCAUAACAACUUAAUUGAGAGGAAGUUUUUUAAUGCUUAGAAUUUCCCUUUAAGUAUAAUUGUAAACAAGCAAACUGAAAUAUAAUGAUAGAAAAUGGUUGCAGUAAUAUAAAAAAACUGGCAAGCGUAGACAUUCCAACAAUUAAAGGCACACUCCAAAAACCACACCAGUACAGUACCAUGUAGUGGUUAUGGUUCUAGGAGUGGCCAGCAACCUCCAAGGAUAAGUAGUCAAACCAUUUACGAACGGUUUGACAACUUAUCUGAGAUCUGCUGGGUGCUGGUCACAGCUUCCAUGAGCUUUGGUUAGCUCCCCUAAGCAAAGCCCUGCAGUGCCAGACCAGAUAAUUGUCUGAGAGUGUCAAGGUUAACUCCGAGCAGGAUCUUUCAGCUCUUCUGUAGGAAAUGACUUGCGCCCAGCAGACCCCAGGUAAGUUGUCAUACCAUUCGCAAAUUGUUUGACUACUUACCCUGGAACACUAGGGCACUCAUUGUACCAGAACCUCACAAGCACAUUAUAGUAGUUAUGGUGCUUGAAAGGUCUCUUUAAUUACAUAUUCAUUUGCACUGGCUAAAAAAGCAAAGUGUCCUCAAUGUUUGACCCAUAUAAGGUUGAUAACGCAUGGGUAUUGAUAAUUAUACCUUGGGAGAUUGUGUUAUUGUUGUGUGGUAGUUUGCUAACAGUGAAGGUUAAAUCCACUAUGGAUAAAUCUUCUGUAUGUGCUUCAACAGAAUGUUUGUUUAUAUGUAUCCUGUUAGCAAAACACUGCUACUCCCAGAUGUAAUUGUUGAUGAAUCUUAAAGGUACCCAAUUCAUUUUGUUCCCUGUGCAGCUGCCACCUUCCUAUGUUUACUUCUCUUGGGGACUUGACAUCGCCCUGCAUUACCAGUAGAACAUUUCUGUGUAUUAUGUGAAUAUCUUAAAUAUGCUGCUUUUUUUUUCAGUAAAGAAAAAUAAGCAGGUUUAUUUUAUGUUUACAUACUAAAAUUGGUUUUAUCAUCAGAAAUAUUGCUGUAUGGUUUUUCUACUUUAAAACGGCUUAUGUCAUGUGUUAAUCUUUAAACUGGUUUAUAUUUUUUUUUAUUUUUAUAAAUACAAACGUUUUUUAGUUAACAUGUAUUUCCUUUGAGACCUUGUGCUGUCUGGUCAGUUUUCUGAGGACCCUGGGAAGUGCUGUUUAAAGUAGCUGGCCAAAAUCAGUUUAGACAUCAUUGGCCUGCUGUGAUAUUCAUUGGAACAUAAAAAAAAAUAAAAUUAAAACAAGAACAAAAAAGUGCACAAUAGAUUUGUUUUCAGUUAGGAUUUCAUACUGUCUAUCUAUAUAAUAGUUACUGACAUUUUUAUUUUGUUUGUAAACGUGAAUUCUGUUUUAAAAUGAAAUCAUGUCACCUAACUGGAUCCUGUUUCAUGCUGAUGGUAUAAACCUCUAAGGAAUGUGGCAUUACAGGUUUCUUUUUAUAACAUAGAAUUGGAAAGGUUUGGUUGCAUUCAUGUUCCAUUUUUAGAGUAUCCUUUUACAGUUCAAGUUGGGAGCUUCUUAAAAAAAAAAAAAAUAAGUGAUAUGGGCGAGUAAAUCGGUCUGUGAAGAAUGGAUUGUGCUUUUUUUUUUUUUUUUUUUAAUUGUCACAUUAUUAAAUUAUGGUUGGAUCCAACCACUCUGCCACAUAUUAUAUAUCCGGGGUACCCAAAAGGUAGAUCACUAGAUGUUGUAGAACUAUAGCUCCCAUGAUGCUUUGCAUGCCUUCAGAAUGACAACGCAUCAUGGAAAUAUCUGGGGAUCUACCUUUUGGAUGGCCCUGUUAUAUAUGAUAUUCCCUGACUUAAUUGGAAUUUAUAUCACAGCAUAGCUAUGGGCUUUAUCCACUAAAGAGCAGAUUGGAAAAUAAUAAUCCAACUCCACUAUAGUUAUAGCUUGGCUAUUUUAUUCUAAAUUUGUAUUUAUUCUACAUUUUGCAAAUCAUUUAGUUAAUAAUCAUAUUUAUGUCCUUCUAGAAGCUUUCUCUAUUACGCUCCGUCCUUGAAGAUGACUUCAUAUACUAGGACUGCACCAAGUUUAUAGGGCCGAGGCAAGAAUUUUUGGCCACACGGGCACCCUCUCGUAAAACCCUUUUGCUAACUUUUAGCGUUUUGUUUUUUUUUUAACAUUUUACCCACUUUUCACAUCUUUAUUCCCUUUUUUGUCGUUGUUACUCCUGCUUUUGUGUCUUUAUCCACCUCUUGUGGUGGUCAUUUUUCUUAUCUCCACUUUUUAAUGUCUUACCCCACUUUAAUGUAUGUUAUCCCUGUGACGGAACGCUGGCACUCCGACUGAGUACCUCCACCAAUUGAUGCUCCUAGUGCUUGCUGAGGACUCCAAGCACUCCAACCGACACCAUCAGCACUGCAGACCCCACUUCCAGCGAUGCAACUGCGCCGGGGUCUCUGCUGUUUCCACCCACCCUGGACCCAAGGCCAGGAUCCAGCUUCCAGUGGGUGAACCUCUCUUUCCCCAGAGAGCAGGAACAGGAACAAAUCAAGCUAUUGCAAGAGCUUCCUCUGGGGAGUAAGUGAUUAUAGCAAUCCCCAGAGUGUAGGUAUCCCUUCCCCCAAACAUGAGCCAAGGCUUAAUGCUGGAACAAGACUGAUUUACUGGCACACAGAACUCACAAUUUAUGCAACACAAAACUCCUCCUCUGGGCCAGGCUAGAUAAUUGAGUUUCUACAAUACACAAAGCUCAAUUAUCUGCUGGCCAUAAAUAAUACAGUUUCAUAAAACACACAGGGACCCCAAAACAUGCAAUAACCCCAUAUCCUUGGAACCGGGGGAUCUGGGUGAACCACAUAUCCCAAAUUCACCCAGAUCCGUUCAGUACUUUGGAAAAUACAGUUUAAUGCAGAUUCUGCAGAACCUAUACAGGCAAAAUAAAAAACAAUCACUGUAUAAUGUGUCCCUUGCUGUAUAGUCCAAAACCACCGCACGAUGUCUCUGUGCACCAAAUACUGGCGAGAUGGCACCGUGUUGAAAAGUCCAAACAGUGUCUGUGAGUUAAAAUGGCCGCCAUCCAUUGUUCUCACCAUGUGCUUCUGAUACAGGAAAUGGUGGCCACCCAGUAACUCCACAGUAUGUCCCCAGAUGGUUCUUAAAGGGCCAGCAGCAGCACAACACAAAUCCAUUAUGCCCAAAUCAUGUCUUUAAAGGGCAAUACAAACCAGGGGCCAUAAUCACAGGGCAAGAGGCGGGCAAGCAGUCCUCUCCAGGCACAAGUGGCGAAGGGCACUUCGUCACAAUCCCCAUUUUUUUUUUUUCCCCUGUUGAGCCUCUUAACCACUUUUUUUUUUUUUUUUUUUUUUUUUUUGUCUUCUAACCCCAGCUAUGUAUUAUACUCUUCCCCUUUGUGUCCCUUAAAUCCACUUGUCUUUUAACCAUUUUGGUGUGUCUUUCCAUUCCCCAUGCCUCUUACUCCCCCGUUGUGUUUUCCCCCUCCAUCUCUUUUGUGUCUCUCUCUCACUUUGUCUGUAGCAUGACCUCACGGACCGUGCUAGAGGGUCUUUUACUUUCUCUACCAGGUCGGACCGGAAGCUGCUUGCUGCUCAUUCCCCAUCUCCUCCAGCACGCUGCGAACUGGCACACCUGGUAGAUGCUAAAAAAUAUCCUCUACCUCAGUCCAUGUAGUUGUGCUGCAGAAACUGACAGGUGGGUGGGGAUCUUUGUGCAUCCUUAUCCCACCUAUCACCUGGAAAUUGUGCUCCUGCAUAACUUUAUGGUAGCACCAGGUGCAUGCUUACCUUCAGUGUUAAACUCACCAUGUCCUGGGAAGUCAGUUUAACCGAUUGGGGAGACAAUGGGCUAAGAGGCAUUGGCAAAUUGGAGUCUGCAUACAGUCUGUACCAAUACUAAUCUCAUCAUAUCAAAGAAUAAGUAAUUAGAAGUUGAAGGACUUGUGUUUUUUUCCCCCCUAUUAUUUGAUAAAAGUUCCCAUUUAAUAUGGGAACUAUGUGUAUGUAUAGUUUUUGGUAUGUACUGCACAGUAAUAGUGAGUUCUUUGUACAAUGGCUCUAUAUGUGUGAUAGAAUUACUCGCAAAGACCAACACAAAUCUCUACGGCAGGGCUUGACAAAUACCAGGUUGCCAUGGUGACUAGGAAUUUUGUCCUGGUGCCUGGGAUUUGUCAGCGCAUUCAGGGGUGAGGGAGAGUGGAGCCGGGCAGCGAGAGAGUUGAAAUCUUCUAGCGUUUCUUGCUCUGCUCCCACACAAGCCCUGCUGUGGUGCCGAAAUAUGACAUCACUCCAGCCCUGGCAUCACUAAAAGGCGCGCAAGGGUGCAGAGCAAGAAGAGCUUGAAGAUUUCAGCAGCCACACUGGAUCUCAGGGAAAGGAUCAACAACCGCUCUCCCAAAGGUAGGGCGGCUGGGUGGACUUAAAUAAAAAUUAUUAAAGGACCACUCUAGGCACCCAGACCACUUCAGCUUAAUGAAGUGGUCUGGGUGCCAGGUCCAGCUAGGGUUAACCCAUUUUUUUUUUUUAUAAAUGGGUUAAUCCAGCCCUCAAAUCCUCUAGUGGCUGUCUCGUUGUGAAAAUCAGUGAGAACACGCAAGCGUCCAUAGGAAAGCAUUAUGAAUGCUUUCCUAUGAGACAGGCUGAAUGCACGCGCAGCUCUUGCCGCGCGUGUGAUUCAGCCGAAAGGGAGGAGAGGGGGAGGAUCAGAGGCGGAGAGCUCCCCGCCCGGCGCUGGAAAAAGGUAAGUUUUAACCCCUUUCCUCUCCCCAGAGCCGGGGAGAAGUGUUUUCCUGGCACUAUAGUGGUCCUUUAAUUUAUGAGUGUGUGAGAGAAUUUGUGUGAGUGUGUGUCUGUCAGCAUAUGUGUGUGUGUGUGCCUUGUCAGUGAGUAUGUGUGUGUCUGAAUGUGUUUCUGUGUCUCUGUCACUGAGUGUGUGUGUGUGUGUGUGUGUGUGUCUGUCAGUGAGUGUGUCUUUUUAGGUGACCAGCUUCCCUCCGGUCACAUGGAAAAGGUGGUAAAGCAUUUGGAGGUUGCACAUGCGUGGCAAAAUGUAAUUCUGCUCCAGUCAGCAUCUCCUUAUAGAGAUGCAUUGAAUCAGUGAAGACACUGAAUGUAGGUGAUGCACACUGUGCAGCACUGGACUAAGAAGCACCUCUAGUGGCCGUUUGAAUGACUGUCACUAGAGGUGCCUCCAGGCCAUUGGUGGAUCUGGGGGCAACGGGGCAAUUGACCUUUCCCCCCGAGAAAAUAGUGAGUCCGAGGCUCUCCUCUGCCAGUCCAUGGAGGGUUGGUGCUAUCCAAGCACCAGCACUGCUGUUUGCCUUCACGGACCGGAGGGGAGAUCAGUGAUCUCCCUCCCCGGCCCUCACAGGCACAAUACUGGCAGCCGGCAGUGGAGGCCGAGGGAAAGCGAACCCGGGGGAACUCUUACCUGCAGCUCCGCCGGGUUCUCCUCUCGCGAGCACGGAGCGUUGCAGCGGUUACCAUGGCAACUCUGUUCUCGCGAGAGUGAACUCAGGCCUGAGCUGCAGGUUAGAGUUCACUCCCCCACUAGAACCACCAGGGACUGGAAGAAAGCAAUGAUUCCCCCUCCCUCAGCAAAGGUAAGAAGGGAGGGGGGACAUUAGCUAUAUUUAUUAAAUAAUAAAAAAAAAUAAUAAUAAUCUUUAAUCUGCCCCCAUCCCCUCACACACUGCACCACACACAGCCCCCAUCCCCUCACACAAACUACAACCCCUACAAACUGCACCACACACACAGCCUCCCCCUUACACACACACAGCCCCCCAUCCCCUCACAAACUAUAACCCCCUACACACUGCACCACACACAAAUAUACAGCCCCCCCUUAUGCACACAGCCCGCCCUUACACACACAGCCCCUUAUACACACUGCCCCCAAUACACACACUGCCCCCCUUAAACACAUAGCCCCAAUACACGCACAGGCCCCCAUACACACACACACACACACACACACAGCGCCACUCACACACAAACACACUGCACCCUUUACACACAAACACAUUACUACCCCAUACAUACACUGCACCCCUCUCACACACGCACGACCCCUCCAUACACAUACUGCGACCCUCGCACACACUGCACCACACACACACACACACUACAGCCACUAUCCCAGCAGACCCUGGGUCAGUUAUCAAACUUUUUUUAAACGGUUUGACUACUUACUCUGGGAGGGCACCACAGCAAAUCCUGGCACCAAAACCACUACAGAGAGCUGUAGUGGUUAUAGCGCCUGCAAUGUUUCUUAAAAUGAUCUGCCAGUGCCCCUCCCGAGAUUAGCUUCUGGCAGGCAGUGAUGUAAACACUUUUCUUUUCUCUGAAAAGGCAGUGUUUACAUUGAAAUGCCUGCAUGGACAGACUAUAGACAGCAGAAGCACUACAUUAAGCUGUAGUGGUUCUGGUGACUCUAGUGUCCCUUUAAGAAUUUUAUUUUUGUCCUUGAAAUUACAGCUUAGUUAGUUUAAAAAAACCUGUCUCCCCUCGGGAGACGACCCAGAGACAUUCCUCAAAAAAUUAGGCAUAUUAGCCAAUGGACACAGAAAGCAGCAUGAGAAACGCAACACUUAACUAUAAUAAUAAUGUUUUUUUAUAUGCAUAUAAUCUUAUGAGGUCAGGGAGAGUUUCUCACUAUUCUUGCUACCCCUAACCCAGCACUCCAUGCUAUUAACCUAUUGCCCUAGGUAUCUGACCCCACAUAUAUAGGAUAUAUAGGUUAAGCCGGAAGAUUGUUGAAAUCAAGCAACCUCUUUAAGUAGAGAUCUCUGUAGAAGAGUAGAAAUGUACAAAUUGUUCCCUCACCAUGCCACAGCAAGGGUUUCUCUGACAUUGUGAUUGUUGCUCUGCUCGUAGCCCAACGAAAUGUUAUUUGAUCCUGUUCUAACUUAUAUAAUAACACAUAUAAUGGAAAAUUGUAUACCGUGUGUAUAAAACCUAAUAAAAUACAAAUUAAAAAAAAAAAAAAAAACCUGGCUCCUAACUUUUUUUAGCUUGCUCUGUUAUGUGUAGACAAUUGAAUUUCAACAAACUUCAUUCGUAGCCAGGCAUGGCUGUGAUUUAUGGGAGUUGUGUUUCAGCUGCUGAUGAAGCACAGCUUUUCUACUUGAGAAAAAAACAAUUUUGGAUUAUUUUAUUUUGCUGGCUGCUAUAUAUGUAAUACAUGCCAUGUAUAAACUAAUGUGCGCACAAUUGCCACAACAAAGCAGAUUUUCUUUACCAAGGAGGUAAGCAGAACUAUCUGAGAAAACACGCUGCGAGGUAUGUGUGCAGAUUUGCUGGUGAUGUGGCUAUUUCCGCACCGAGGUAACACUUCAUUUAGUCCAAACAUCUGUGGCUGGAACAGCAGCCAGUGAUCCUUUAAGUACAAAUAUCAAUCAUACAAGGUUGACAAUGCCAGUAUUCACUUAACUUUUCAUUGCAUUGUUGGCAUUGUUUGCACAAUAAAUGAAUUAUCUGUUAUAUCUAGCAUGAAGGAGUUUUAAUAUUCAGUUCAAUUCACUUGCUGCUACGUGGACGUUUGAUUGGGCAUAUCUCCAAGACUUUUAGUGCUGAAGCCAAUGUUACUUUCUGCGGUACAUGCUAAUAGGAGGAAUGCAUGCUGUUCAAGUUGAUUUUUGCAAUGUUUAUAGGUAAAUUCUGAAACACGUUUCCAAGUGAUGACCUAAAGUAAUAUUUUUGUUGUUGAUGAAAAGUACGUUUGUUUUAGUUUUUUGGGUUUUAGGUAUGUAGGAAUGAAAGUACUUUGGAUUUCUUUCUGAGGUUAAAGACGUUACUGUUAGAAUUACUUGUAGGUGAGAAUCUGGCAAUACACUGCUGCUUUAAUGUGUCGCUAGUGGUUCUGGGCUGUCAACAGGCAAGGUUAUGUUUACAAACCCCAUGCUGUAUUGUGGGAUUUUGUGGGCAGUAGCUCCGGCAGUAUUAAUUCAGAUUUUUUUUUAUUUUUUUUUAUUUUUUUAUGAAACUUAUAUAUUGACAGAAGAACCUAGGAGAACGUGUGAUUCUUUGUCCCCCUCUACUCUCCCUGCACUGGACUAAAGACAGUAGCUGCAAUCAGCACCUGAUACCUGGGAGUAUAACUCUCACCAGUCUUGGUUGGACCUGGAUGUGAAUAUUUCAGUGCUCAUCUAGGAUUAUAGAAAUCCUAGCCAUAAUUAAUCAAAUAAUAGUAUUUGGGGAAAGUAAUGCCAAAUUAAACUUGGGUUUCAAAGUUUUUUAAAGGGUUACUCCAACCGUAUGGGGGGUGCGUUGAACUAUAUAAUUGCUCUAUUAGGCACAACUAAUUAGGUCCCACCUGCUACGUUGUGCAAUGAAACCUGCAAAAAAGUGUUGUUUUUUUUUUUGUUUUUUUUUUACCUACCUGGAAUCCCGCACCAGGUGAAACCGCCUUUCACGUCUCCACUUGACAUCACCAAGGUGCUUUGCGUGGCCCAAUCACACUUUCUGAUAGAGAAGCAGGUGAUUGGACUGUUUCGCUGGGCUCAGAGUGGGCGACAGGAGAUUGACAUUAGACAGUCCUGAACAGAGUGUAUGCCCUGGCAUACAAGUGCAAAUAAAUCUGGAUGCGUAAUGUUUUAUGCAGAAACAGUGCACAUCCAGACUACUACAGCCAUGACCACUUCCAACACUGAAAUGGUCAUGGUGGUUGAUUUAAACCUUUACACGCCUUAAUGACAGAGGCAGUUGUACAAGUUCUGACCAAAACAAAACCUGAAAUUUGUGCUGUAUAAUUUACUGGCGCUAUAGUGUAAUGUAUAGUGUUGGUGUUUGAAGGGAUGCUUGUGUACAUUUAUUGUUUUAAUACAGGGGUGUGUCUGAAUGUUAUGUUCACUUUUUAAUGCGGGUGUACAUUUGUGUGUAGUACUUGUGUUUGAGUGAAGUGGUGUGUUUGUAUAUUUUUUUUUGAGUUUGAAUGCAGGGUUGUGUUUGUGUGUAGUAUUUGUGUUAGAUUGCAGAAGUGUGCUUGUAUGUUGUGCUGGUGUUUGACUGGUUGGAUGUAUGCACAUAUACUACCACAUACAUACAUACACAGAUAUUCAUGCACAUUAACUCACAGAUGCAUAUAAAUACACUGACACAUACACACAAAGUCAUAUAGACACUGACACAUACAUAUAGAUAUACACCGACACAUACACACAGAUACACACUGACAUACACACAUUGACAUAUAAACACACACCCUCUCACAGAGGCAUAUACACAAAAAAUGGGUUAACCCUAGCUGGACCAGGCACCCAGACCACUUCAUUAAGCUGAAGUGGUCUGGGUGCCUAGAGUGGUCCUUUAAUAGUAUUAUGUGAAAACUUAAAUUUAAGGUGGCAAAAAGAUGCAAAAGCUAUCAGUGAAGAAACCUCGAACCAGUCUGCUAGGUGAUGGUCAGACAUGAAUUGUUUGUACAAGUGAAAAGCUCUGUGAUACGCGUGUUGGGCGCUGGUGGAUAAGGCUAACUUGGUAAGAACGUGACUGUGCUGAAGUAAUUCGUCUACUCCAUGACAAGUUCUUGGAAAGUUGGCGCUGGGGUUGCUACCCGAGCUGCCGAGGGUAGGGACAGUUUGAAGGCCUGAAAUUGAAAGCGAGAGAGUUGGUCAGCUGCCGUGUUGUAGAUGCCAGGAACGUGAGAGCAUACAAUGUGGAACUGAUGGUUAGCUGCCAGCCAUGUCAGUUUCCUAAGGAAACUCAUAAUCACCAAGGAGGAAGAGCGACCCUUGUUGAUAAUGUUGCAUAUUGCCAGGUUGUCGGAAAAGCUGCGUACGGACUGACCUUUCCACAACCUACACCAAGUGACGGCUGCAGCAACUAUAGGGUAUAUUUCAAAUAGGGCUGAGUUAGUGUGAAAACCCUCAAUGCCCUGUGUUUCUGUAGGCCAGGUCCCCCAGAGCCAUUCUGUGCCGAAAAUGGCCGCAUAUCCCGCUGAUGAUGCUGCGCCUGUCCAAAUGACUGGUGACUGUGAAUCAAUCUGUGGGAGGAACAUGCUCCUCCCAUUCCAUUCCGAGCGGAAUUUGUGCCACAUCUGGAGAUCAGCAGUCGCAGGACAGUCUAAGGAUAUGCGGAUAUGCUCGUUGGCGAAAGUGGGGAACAGGGCGAGGAGCCUAGCAAUGAAAGCCCUGCCCUGGGGGAUUAUGCGCAUGGCGAAAUUUAGUGAACCCAGAAGUGAUUGUAGUUCUUUACGAUUGCAGGACCCCCUGUGCAUGUAGUGGCUAAUAUUGUGUAGGAUGUGAACUACCUUUCCUUUAGGGAGGCUGGCCAUCAAAGUUGAUUAAUCCAGCAGAAUACCCAGAAAGUUAAUCAAUGUAUCUGGUCCUUCGGUUUUAGUGGGUGACACGGGAACACCAAGGGAUGUGAAUAGUUUGGUUGCUUUGUCUAGGCUACGUGGGGGGGGGUGGAAUUGGAUUCGAUGAAAAGAAAAUCAUCUAAGUAGUGUAUCACAUUUGGGCACCUGCAGGUAUUGAGGAGGAGCCAACACAAAACUUCUGCAAACGUGUGAAAAAUCCUGGGACUACUUUUGGCACCGAAAGUGAGCUUUGUAAAAAAGUAGUAGGAGUCUUGCCACUUAACGCCAUGCAGGUGCCACAAAGAGGGGUGUAUGGGUAAUAAUUUAAAAGCAUUCACAAUAUCCGUCUUGCUGAGCCAAGCCCCCAGAUCUGAUAGCUGCAAUAGCGUCGUCAAUAGUGGAGUAUUGUAGGGAAAAUUCCUCAGAUGGAAUCAAUGAGUUUAGGCUGGGGAUGGCAGAGGAGUGGAGUGCGGAUAAGUCAAUGAUAAGUCUUAGUUUCUCUGAAUUUUUGCUGGAAACCAGUCCGAUAGGGUUGGUUCUCCAGCUGGAAAAGGGGGGUUAACAAAAGGCCCAAUGAGGAUGGGAGUUGGCCUCGCGGACCGCUAGGAUUAAGGGGCAGGGGAAUAACUAACAUGGCCGUGUUGAAAAAGAAAACUUGCAAAUCAACAUACCUGCAGAAAAAUUGAGCACUGGUUCUGUGGAAGAGAAUUCAGAUGUCUCUUGAGUAGGGGGUUAGCUUAGGUGACCCAUCCGAGGGUAUUCGGGUUCCUGGGGGUAUGAGAAUAUUAGAUAAUGUACUCUAAUGUGGAACAUAUACAUAAAUAAGAAUAAAUUGACGUAGUAAGAGUUCUGGGGGGGAUUGCAGCGAGUAUUGUCCCCACAAUGUACACAAUGCCACCGGUAGGCUAUGCACUUUAACCGUAACCGUGGUAUAAUUAUCCUAAGACUUAACGUUACUACUAUACAUGCCAAUAUCUCAUAACAUAUCUAAACAGCCAUGAGUAACAUAUAUCAUGUACUAUAAUUUUUCAAGCAUAUCAUACCAUAUAUGUAUAACCAGCGUUUUACUAAUUUAACCAGUGUCCUAAUUAGCAGUAUAUGUAUAAAUAACAGCAAGGUAUGGAACCGUAAAGUAUUUGAAAGGAAAGUGUAUGUUAUAAUCAUGUAAGGUUGCAAACUGGCUGAACUAAGGGUCAGCCAGCAACGGAACGUACCAUGGCCCCCCUUUUAAAAUUGUGCAAGAUAGGUAGACCAGGGUUUUAACCCUGAAGCCUACUAUAAUGCCCCCAUUUGUGUGUUGCCGGCGGGAACAGGGACCCUUUACGAUAUAGGGGUCUGGUUGAGGCCUGUUCCCGCCCGGGCCGUAUGUAUGUCCCCCCCCCCUUUUAACCAUCAUAACUUCCCCCUUAAGACUGGGUUUCGCCGGCGGCCGGGAACAGGGACUCCUAACGGUAAUGGAGUCUCUGUCCUGCACCCAGGGCCAGCUGCUAUACCCCAGUAGGAGCCCUGCUUACCGCACCAAAAACGGUCUGGUGGGGGGAGAGGCCGGUCGGGUUGGUGGCCGGCGAGUGUCCGGUUCUGGGGCCGGUCCGGUUCUGGGGCCGGUGAUGCCGGGCUGAAAGCCGCUGUUCGGGCCGGGUUUGGAGAGCCGGUGGGCCUGUGGAGCCUGUGGAGCCGGCGGAAGUCAGCGUGUGACGUCAGAGGAGUGCGCCACGUCUCACUGGAAGUGACGUCACGAACCAGGAAGUCGGGAGCAACGGAAGCCGGCGAGUAUCAGCCUCCUGUUCGUCUAGACCAACGAAGGUAAGUAAGGGAAGGGGGAGUCCCUUAAGUAGGUCUAUAGCCCCUCCCACAACUUCAGGCCAUGCCUUCCAAUAUAUACACACACACACACAGAUGCGCACCCUGGCACACACACUCAUACUCUCUCACACACACUCAUACUAACAUACACACCUUCACUAAUACACACUCAAUCUCAUACUAACACUCACACAGUGAUUUUUAUUUUUUUUAUAUAUCCAGCCACCCUCCUGUUAGCCUACCUUGUGUGGCCAGGAGGGUGGCUUGGAGUCCUGGUCCUGCUGGGGAGGGAGUGAAGUGGUCUGGAGCUCUUCGUGCUCCUCUCCAUCCCGUGCUGUCUCUCUGCACGAUGCUUGGAGGAAGUGACAAGCUUUCACUUCCUCCCAGCCGGACGACAUUACAGGGGCCCAGUCACGGUCUUAAAGGAACGCUGCACUCACCCGGGUCCCUGUUGAGCAGUAAUGUUUCCCUGGUGCUAUAAUCAUAGCAUCGGGGAAACAUUCCACGUCACUCCUGUGUGCACAGUUUGGGAACCGCUAUGCUAGAUGGUCUAGUUAAAAAUACGAGGAAAACAAUGACUUGCAUUCUAAAAUAUAUUGUAUGACUCAAUAAAGCAGUUAAUAAUGUACAUGGUUAAAUGACAUGGAUAAAUAAUGUCAACUAUUGUGGAUGCUGUGAUUAACAUUUUGGUAAUGUUACAUAUUAAGAAUUUUGAUACUUUAUUCACUGUAUUUAUAAUGAUUUUGCCAUUCUGAUUAUUAUAUAAAAUAAGCUUUUAGCUAUAUAGUUGCUAUCAGUGUGGCUAGCAAAAUGUGUACUCCGUAAAGUACCACCAUGACAUGUCAGAUUUGCAAAAUAAGUGUACUUUAAAUGUCAGCUAUUAUUUGAUCAUUAAUUUUGCAGUGCACAUUUAAAUAGUAAUUACUUCUAUCUAGAGUGUGUUCUAUUAGGAAAAGGUAAAAGAAACAAACUAAAAAAAACCCAUGUACUUUAAAUAAAUUGUCACAUCAUUUCUAAAAAUAUAAGGCUCAGUAAGUUUAUGGUAUUAAGUAUGAUAGUGAUAUGCACAGGGUUUUUUUGGCCAGCUCUGCGAUAACCUAGUUGACACUCUUUAUCUUAUCGUAUAGGUAGAGUAUUCAUGGCCGUUUGAUAAGACAUGGUUAUACACCAUAGCCACAUCUUCUGCCUUCAUACUGAUUAGAGUACUCCAUUCAGCUCAAACUAUUCUCCAAUGCAAUUUGUUUUUAAAAUUAUAACUAAUCUUCCUAAAGGAACACUCAAAGCACUUCAGCAUGUUUUAGGGGUUAUGGUGCCAGGAGUACCCCGGCGCCCCACAAUGUAAGUACUGAAAACAUUUUGGAGUGGUUAUCAUUUUCUGAGAGACAUUAACUAACACUCUCAGCCAAUGAGCUUGCCCUGCACUACAGAGCUUGGCUCAGAAGAACUAGCAAAGGCUCCUAGCAGGGACUUUUAGCUCUCCAGAGCAGGAGUGGAGCCCAGUGGACCCCAGGUAAGAUAUCAGUGUUCUAAAUAGUUUUACCACUUACAUUGAGGAGGUGUCUGGGCCCUCUUUGCACUAUAAUUGCUACAGUAAACCAUAGUAGUUAUGGUCCUUUAUAUAAUGUCUGUAGGUUGAUAAGCCUGGGCAGCAUGCUAUUUAAAAGGGGGGGAAAUAGCUCAAUGGGCAAUUGGUGGACCAUCUACCUGUAUUGUCCUCAGGCAAUGACUUUCCACACUUUUGGCCAGUAACAGGGUAUCCCAGCAUAUGUUGUGGAAUUGCGCUGCCCCAGUGGUUAGUCAGCCAUAGCAACAAGUGAAAGCAGUAUUUGCCACAUUGUUGUCAAAACCCUAAACAAAGAUUGGAGUAAGUGAGCGGACAUUUGAUGACCAUGUCACUCAUCCCUCAGAUCACUGCCCACUGGCAAUUGAGGUACACUAGAGGAGUGCCGAUAAUGAACCACUUUGUCCAAGGAGGCUUUCCAGCUGCAGCAGAGGUUAGCAGCGACAGUCAGGGCAGGGCUCUCUGACACACAGUCAAUAUUUUUAAACACUUUUUUUUUUUUUCUUUCUUUCAAGUAACUGCAGUAAAGAAAGGAAGAAAGUGUGGCUAGUGACUGCAAUGUUCAUGUUGCACAGAGUGCUGCUUUAUCUAGUAUAAACAUGGUUCUGGCUGAAUAUCACUUUAACUCUAGCAACUAAUGGUUUCUGCAUAGGAUGAAUGUUUAACAAUUGAAAGAACUGUUAAAUCUAAAAAAAAAAAAACACAAGUUAGGCAAUUAGGCAGAUAUUUUAAUUGUAGCUUCUUCUUCUUUACCUAACAGCUUAACUACCUGUUCUUUGGACCCUAUGAAGCAACAAACAGCAUAUUGGUUGGUUUCCUAGUACCAUGUACUGAACACGAGACUUAGGAUUCAUAUUUUUUUUUUUUUUUUUUUAUACAGUGUUUCACUGAGCAAGUACUAUUGUCCUGACCAGACAUUAUUAUAUGGGAUAUCACACAAAAUAAGCCUUCUUUAAAGUGUUCAAAAGUUGGGAUACCAGAAGAUUUGGUAAACAAAAGAAACCUACAACUUACAGAAAUGAUGAUUUAAAAAUGGGUUUGCAGAUUUCACUUACGGGUAUCUCUAUACACGCUAUAGCUAAUUGUAGAGGUUAUGGUGCUCUGAGUCAUUGGACACUAAACCCACUGAUCCAAUUUUCUAUACAUCUGUUUUGGAUCAGUUUAAGUAAAACUGAGGCCAACUCCCCCCCAGUUCCUACACCUUAUGAUUGCUGUCCGGGGAUGGUAGGCCUUUAAUGGGUAAUUCAGAAGUGAGCCUCCCACAUUAUCCAAGAAACUGCAGAAGGUCUGAUCAUUAGAUACAGAGGAGAAUCAUUACACAAUAACCACCUUAGUGCUACAUGGAACCCUUUUAUUUUUCUUGUGCAAAUGGGAAUGGUAAGACUUCAGAAGAAACUAACCUCAUCUGUCCCCUCCAUAAAAACCAGGGCAAGACAGUUCAGGGUGGGUAACUUGUGGCGGGCUGGCUGGUACUCUGACUGAGUACUUCUGCCAAGCACGCUUCCUUGCUUUAACUGGGACACCUGUAGUGCUUCAACCCCCAGUCACCGCAGCUUGAUUGGGGUCUAUACAAAGUUUCCCAUUCUGGAACAUGAUCCUGUGCUACACCUCCAAGUGAUGGCUCUCCUGCAUAGUGUAUAGCUAUCUCACCCAAACACUAGCCGAGACUUAGUGAAGGGUGAAGUAGAACUAUUUUUAUUGAGUGAAUCACAGGUUUAUAUAGGAGUAAUCACAACAGGGGGUCAUCCCACAAAACAAUACAAGUCACUCCUUAGAGUCUUGGUGUCUAUUUCACAAUUAGGUCGGGUCCAUAACUGAAUUACCUGCCUGACACCAAGGUCCAAUGCACAUUAGCUAUCGUGUUAUAAACUAAUUAGCAUCCUUUCUGUUUUACCUUUUAUAUACACACAUACAUGCUAACAUCAUUAUCUCCCAUAGUACAAUAAAACUCCUAAAACACAUAUAAUACUAUACAGCAGAGGAAAGGGGUCUCUGGAAGAAUGGGACAAUGUCAUUUUAGGAAAACAAGGAAGGGGGUAGGGGGAAAUAACUAGCAAAUACAUUACACAAACUUCUUCUAAAGAGUCAUCUAAUGUUCACACUUCCUUUAUUGCACUUUCUGUUUAAUUUAGAAUUUCUUAUCUCCUGCUCAGUAAAUAGCUAGUUAGACCCUGCAGGAGUCUCCUGUAUGUAAUUAAAGUUCACUUUACAGAGCAGGAGAUAAAAACUUUUAAAGUUGAAAAUGAAACCAUUUUAAGGUUGAAAAUGAAACUUUUUUUUUUUUUUUUUAUCAUGUUUGUUUUCCUGGUACUAAAGGGUCAUUAGGUCCAUCCCCCCCUCCCGCUUGGCUGAAGGGGUAAAUCCCCUUCAGCCACUUACCUUUCUCCAGCGCCGGGCUCCCUCUGUGCUGGAGAACUCUCCUGCCGAUCUGACUUCUGCAAUUCAUACCUGCAAUGGCCACAGUGAUAUAUUGAAAGCAAUCUGCUAAUAUUCCCAGCCAAUCACAGCUGCCCAUUGCUGUUCAACCCAUGGUUCUGGGUUAUAAUAUGAUUGUUAAAACUGUUAUCAUUUCUGAUGUAUAUGCUAUUUUAUUUCUAUUCUCAGAUGACCUUGGCACCUUGAAGUUUCCCUUUAUUUUAUUUUUUGUAUUUUUGUCAGUCAUGCAUUAUUCUCUCGAUGUUUUCAGCCCAAACAUUAACAUUAAAAUUGAGAGGAAAUUAAAGAGACAGCAACACUUUUGUUUGCAUAAAAAGCAGCAUGACACUUUUGAUGGAGAUUCUGAUUGUGGUGUAGGCUUAUUUUUAUCUCAUAAUGCUGUACUGUGGGAAAUACGUAUUUCCUCAUAUUCUAGUUUGAUGUAUAUACAAUUACAAACUGCUAAAGAUUUCAAGAUUUCUAACCCUCUGCAUUCAAUUCUGUUAAACCAAAGGAAAGACGCACUUUUUUUAAAAAGUUUUAAAUUUUUAGCAAGUUUCAUGAUGAUCAUCGCAAAGCAGGUGUAUACGUUGGUAUAUACACAGCCUACAUCAUUUUUCACAGACGCACUUAAUUGUAAUAAAGUGGGUUUGGUUCAUAGAUGCUGUCCCCCUUUUUUUUUUUUGAGACCAUGUAAAUAAAACAUUGCAGUUUCUAAGAAACUACAAUAUUUACAUUUGUGCGAAACCACAACGCUAUUAGCCGUCAGACAGAAAAUUAAGGGUCCUCACGUUUGGUGUCAUCAUGCACUGCAAUCAGGUGCUGAAUGCAUACAGUGCUUGUCAAAGAGAAGCAUUAGAUUCACUGCUUUUAUAAGGGAAUCAAUACUUUUAAUAUAAAAUGAUUUACUUGAUGUCUGCAACACUGAAAACAUUUGCUACCACUAAGGAGACAUGAGAAACAUUUACCAAUACAUUUUAGUUAAAGGAACAAUGUAGCGUUAGCAAUGCAUAUCUGUAUUCUUAAUGCUACAGUCCUGAUAACUCACAUUUUCUCCAGCGCCAAGUCUCCCACGGCUCUGCCGCAACCCCCUUCUGGGUUUGGUGGGCCAGUCCAAUUCUACUCAUAGAGGAGCAUUGGAGAACGUUGGGGCAUGCGCAGCGUUUGUCCGCAAUGCACCUACGAUUCCUUUAUAGAGAAUCAUUGUAUUCAAUGAUUCUCUAUGGCCAACUGUGACAGGACUGCGCAUGUGCAUGUGACAUUACAGUGUGAAAGCUGGGAGGUAAGAUUCCCGGCUCUUAUAACCAGAGGGCAUUAAGGCAUGCCACGCUUCCAAGGCUUUUAAUUAGUGAAAUUAAUGGUCUUGGGGGGGUAGGAUGUGGCGCAGAACUGCAGGCACUAUAACAAUGUCUACAUUUAUUAUGGCAGAUGUGCAGGAUUAACAACUGUGUCAGGUAAUGCAAAUCAGUAUUGUCUCGCCAGACCUGGGGCAAAUCAUUAAAAAAAAAAAAAAAAAAUUCAAAUGAUAACUUGCUGAAGCUAGGAUGCCAUUUGAGUCAACAGGCUCAUUAGUAAUGGAUUGCUGCCCCUGGAGCUGAUAAUAUAAUUAUUAACUAUACUUUCAGAAUCUGUUAUUCAUUGCUGAUGUAUUUCUCAAUAAAAACACAAGACAAAGGUCUUUAUCUUGUGUAGUUUUCCUAUGCUUGAUAAUCUUAAUAAAGGGUGGAGCUAGCUUUCAGAUGAACUACACACUUUGUCAAUAUUGUCAAGCAUAGGAAAAAUACACAAGACAAAGUAGUCCCUACUUUGACUUAUGUUUUACUUAGAAAUUUAUCAGAAAUGCACAGCAGAUUCUGCAAGAGGGAACCAUAGGAGUAAGGUAAGUUUGAGGUUACUGAGCCACUUCAACUUAGUGAAGUAGUUUUUAUCUGUGUAAAAAAAAAAAGUUAGUAGGCGCUCACUAUAGUAUUAAACACAGGAUAACUGUGGGCUGCAGUUACCAAUACAAGGAUUCCCAAACCUUGUAGAUAGUAGAAUAUGAGAAAGGUAGGAGGAGACCUCGUCCCAAACAAUACAUGUAGAAAUUUAUACAUACACGUCUUGACCUCAAAGAUAAAAGCAAAAAAAUAUAAUAGUGCAGUACAGUAUAUCUGGUGAAUAGGUGGUGAAGUUAUCUUAUGUGGUUAUCACUCACAUUUGAUAGAGCUAACUCAGAGCUCAGCUGUAUUACGCAUGGACGGAACAAUCCCCGUCUAAGGAUAUAUGCUGUUAUAGACGUCCCAGGUGUCUCAAGUAAGGUGCAGUAUGCAGGACAUAUGUAGAAAUAAGUACAAGAAAAUAUACUCCAAUGGUGAAGUAAGUUCUAAUAGAUAUAAAAAAAGUAAUGUACUUACAUUUACCAGAGCAGAACUGGUGUUUUUUUUUAUUUAUUUUUAUUAUUUAUUUACCAUACAAAACCAACAAAAGCAGUAUAUUUACUAUUUUAUGCUAUUUUAUACUGCUUUCAUUAUUUUUGUAUGGUAAAUAAAUAGUAAAUUUCAUGUUUAUAUAUUUAGUUUCAUCCAUCCUUUUUUUGCUUCCUGGUACCAUCACAUUCCUACCACCCAUGCUGUAUAUACCAGAGCUCUGGUAAAUGUAAGUACAUUACUUUCUUUUUUAGAUCUUUUAGAACUUACUUCACCAUUGGAGUAUUUUUUCUUGUACUUAUUUAAAAAAGACCUGUGUAUGUAUAAAUUUCUAGAUAUAUUGUUUGGGGCACGGUCUCCUCCUACCUUUCUCAGUUAUUAUUUUUCAAUGUGUCUAAUUUACAUAUAUUGAUUUCUAAUUAUAGGAGCUGAUUAACAUGAUGCAUUAUCUUUUUGCUAGAGGCAAUCUAAGACUUAGUCAGCGUGUUAGGUAGUUUCCAGUAAUUAAUCACUUAAACAUUUUUUUUAUUUUUUUUUAUUCACAAUUUUGACUAGGUACAUAGAAGCUGUGAUGGACCGUAUUAGUCGUUAAAAACGUUAAACUAUUGUGCAGUGUAGAUGAUUUUUGACGUGUACGGUAUUAUUUUGUCUCAGGUUUACCACAACUGUAAUGGGAUUGGGGAGUGGCCGCAGAGGAAUGAAGUCCCCACCUCUUCUCAUUGCUGUCCUCCUGGCGUGUAUUUUGGUUUUGGGGAUAAACUACUGGAUUACAAGCUCCCGAUGUGUGGAACUACAGGUAGGGUUCUUCUAUUCAAAGAAUUAUUAGCCAGAAAACAACUGACGAUUUAAAUGUUUUGUGUGUUGCAUUCAGCAAAUUAAGUAUUAGGAGUCUCCGUUAGACCUACAAGGACACCAUUAAAGGGCAGCAGGGCAUCAAAAAGUUUUCAAGUGACUAAAGUAAAGAGCUGCAAUGGUUUCUAAAACAUUUUCUGACAUGCAUGUGGCUUUUUAGGUGUACAUGAGCAAUGUUAAUCUGCCUCUUCUAGAGUCGCGUGUUGGAGCUGGAGGGGAGAAUGCGCAGGGCAGCCGCUGAGCGAGGGGCUGUGGAAAUGAAAAAGAACGAAUUUGAAGAAAAGCUGGUUAAGCAGAAAGAACAAAUUGACAAUAUCCAGUCUUUGCACAGUUCCCAGUUGCAAAGUGUAAACUUGUUGUAUAACAGUGAAAAGGUAAGUAGGUCUUAAGGGCGGACUCCACAGCAGAAUGGAAAGCCAAACGGGAUUACAUCUAUUUACAUAUAAAUGCAGACAGUGACAGUCUGCCUGAGGGGAAAAAGAACACUGCAAACAUUGUUAUAGGAUUAAAAUAUAUCUUGUUUUACAUUUAAAGACCAGAAUCUAAUACUAUUUAAGGACAUUCUACAAUCUGAGACAAGUGGGCUGUUUUACUAGUAGUUUAUUUUAGUCUGUGCCAUACUGUUAUUAGGAGGGUGCUUGAAUAUUGAACUGUGUAAAGGAAUAAUAUAGCGUUGGGAAUACUAAUCUGUAUUCUUACUGCUAUAGUGCCCCUUUCCCAAGACAAAUACAGGUCCACUGUUUGCCAUAAAAAUGAAAAAACUAAAAUGUGCGCUAUAGGCUAUUCUAUGGGCUUAUGAGUCCCGUGACCAAGCUUUAUGCUGUCAGUGCAGCGAAAGUCCCUUUAAUGGCUGUCCCACGCAGAACCUGGGGUUGUAAAACGUUGGCACAGUGAAUGUAGAUUCUGCAAAAGUUGCAGGACCUCAUCCAGGAAGUCCCUCUAGUGGUUGUCUAAGUUCUGGGGCAUAUAGCCCACACUUGCAGGAUCAGCAUUUACACUGCUGAUCCUGCAAGUGUGGGCUACAUGCCCCAGAACCAUUAAAUUAGGCUUUAGAGGUUUGCCUUUAAAUAAAUGCAGUGUUGCCCUGGGCUGAAUGAGUUCUGGUUUUAGGGCCUAGGACUGAAGGUUUGCUUGUUUUUACCAAUAAAAGUUUUAUUGACAUACUUGCAUAUACUUAGUUAAAGUGGGUAUACAAAUGCAGAAAAAGGAACAUGACAACACGCAUAUAUGUAUAAACCAAUACUUGCAAAGUGAAACGGAGAAAAAAAAAUAGAGCUGAAGGUUUGAUGGGCUUAAUGUGGGAAAUUGAAUUUGCAAAUUAGUUGUCACAAUAGCAAAUUUAACGUUGAUCUAUGCUGUUUGAAUUGUCCCUCUUGUGUAGUUGCGAUGUCACAUAUCUAGCUUUGAGACCACACAUACAACAGGACACACAACAAGCAAGCACAGUAUUAGUACUCAGUGACAGGGAAGCAAUAAAGAAAUUUAUUGGGGAGAAAAAAAUGACGAUUUCUAUUGUAGUUGCUUCGGCCCAUUUUACAAAAAAUGAAUGGAGGUGCAGCUCCAGUUGCAUCUUCCUUAUCUGGCCGUGAGCUGAACCAAAUGCUUGCUAUUACCUGUGUAAAUUUAAUUCCUGCCUCUUUAUGUCAUGACAAUGAGACCAUGACCUCCCUAAUCUGAACAUCAUGUCCCUCACCCUCCCUCUAUAAUUUCCAAUUGUCUCCCCAUACAGCCUUAGAUUUAGGAAUGUGGUACAGCUGGCAGCAAGCAAGUUGAGUUCCUGUGCUUUAUGAAAAUAUGUCAUGCUUCUUUAUUUGGCAGACCGCUGCCAUUUAUAGUAAUGUCUUUGGCAUUAAAUAUCGCCACUCCUACACUGGCUCCAACAGGCCAGGCUAGAAAUGUCCCUAAAUAUAUUCUCGCCUAAAAUGCAAUGUAAGCUAUAAUAUGUAAUACAUUGGUCAUGCAGCAUCAAAUAUCUCAUGGAUAAUCUAAUAUUGCGUGCCCUACCUGCUUGUGUUUUAAAUACAAAUGUGCCUUAGAACAGGGGUUCUCAACGUUAGUCCUCAGGACCCCCUACCAGUCCAGGUUUUAGGGAUUACCUGGGUGUGUCUCAGGUGUUUAGAAAAAGGAAAAAAAACACCUUAGAAUCUAAGGUGUUUUUUUUCCCUUUUUCUAAACACCUGAGACACACCCAGGUAAUCCCCAAAUCCUGGACUGGUAGGGGGUCCUGAGGACUGGGUUAAGAACCCCUGCCUUAGAAUAUCCCUUUAUACGAGGCCCAGUAUAGGAUUACAUUCAGUGUGUGCCCAGGAGUAUCUGCUCAAUGAAGUUAGAUCUAGUGAUAGGGCCACCUGGAAUAUAGAUCCGGUCCUGUGCAUAUGCCUGUUUAUAUUUUAACAUCCGUGUCUGUACAAGGCCAUGUUCCCCUUUGAUGCUGAGGUUGGGCAAGUGCUGUGUUUCUACAAUGUGAUUAAUAUGUGCCUUGUUCUAUGAGUUAACUCAUGCAUUGUGCUUAAGUGACUUCUUGGAAAACAAAUGUACUUGUAUUAAAUCUAAUGCAGGUCAUGCGGUUAGUGAGGUCGUGGAAUAAUGCAGAAACCUAUACUAUGAAAUAACAUUGUGUUUAUUCCUUUUCACCUUUCUGUUUGCACAGGAAUCUUUAAUAAACAACGUAACACUAAAGGAUAGACGGAUACAGAUUCUACAAGGUAAAUAAUCUAAUCUAAGAUGCAGAAAUACUUAGUUUUUUUUAUAUUUAAUACAUCCAAAGAAUAGAGUUACUUCCCUGUGCACAUUUAAAUAACUAUAGGUUUUUAGUAUCAGUCCAAUGGCCAGUCAAGUGUCAGCUCACCUGCCACGUCAAGUGCAAAACCUCUUGGGUGUGUCAGCAGUAAAGAAUGCUCUCUCUCCUCCCCAAAGAGAGCGCCAAGCCACAGACUAAGCAGUGAACUGAGCUGUGUAUAAACUGAUAGCAGCCAUCGUAUAGUUGCUAUCAGUUUCAAGAACCGUUUCAGUCACGCUGUGUGUAGACUAACAAAAAUAAAUAUGUCUUACUUACUUUCCUCUUCAAACCUCAACUCCUUAUUACUCCAUAGCUAAUUGCUAAUUAUAUGAUAAGACUACCCUCUCCAAUUGACCAGCUCCCCCUAUCCCCCUUCAUAUAUCUAUGCUGAUCUGUUUGUUCUGUGCAUUAGACUGUCAGAAAAACCAUCUCAAGCCAAGGUCAGAAAGAGAUUGAGAAAUUAAGGAAGGCAAUCUUGACAGUGUGAACUAUAUAGGCAGUGAAAAUAGUCUAAGGGGCAGAAAAACUGUUGGAUAAUCAGACUCUCAGUGCUCAGGCAUCAAGGAUUCAUGAAAAACAGAGGAGUUUAAAUACUGAAUCUCACCAUGCUUACCCACUAACUUGUUGUAUGACACAUUGUUCCAGAGAUAGUGGCUGUGGGAAAUGGUGUUCCAAAGAAACUCUACGUGACUUUGUGACCUAGUCAUAGUAAUCUAUGUAAUUCGUUCAGGUCCGUUAGAAUAAGAAUGUGUUUUAUUUACAUAUACUGAUACACUUUAAUACAAGCAUUAUGUCCACAAAGCUCUGGGAUACACUCAUACACAUCAACCAAGCUGAUCUCAUGAAAAAGAGAAAUAACAGGGUAACCAUGAAGGGCAGGGGGAACUGGAUCUUGGCAAGGAUUGUCCUUUCCAAAAAUUAACUCAGCGGAUAUAUGUAAAUAUCAUUUUAGCUCCCUUUCAAUCAGAGUAUCAUGAAAUAAGAAAAGUCAACAAAUUACACUGUGAACAUGUUCAAUAGGACUUCUGGACUUUUCAAAAAUAGUUUAUAUUUUACAUAUUAAGUUGUGCAUUUUUUUUGACAGCAUAGAUCAGAGUAGUAAAAACAGUUAUUAUAAUAUAGCCUGUCACUUGCUUGGGCAUUAACCCUCUGGAUUACCACCAAUUUGAAAGGUUACAAUGUUUGCCAUUUAUGAAUGUAUUUAAGCUUAUUAAAUUGAGGCUACAGCUUGAAAAUUUUAAAACAAUUGGUUAUUUAAGCCUAAAAUUUGAAUACCAAAUGACUCCUACAUGAAUGAUUACUGUUUUUUUCGACAUUUUCGUUAGUCUAAAAUUGGGGUCAUCUUAUACACGGAAUGUCACUGCAGGGGUUAAAAAAAAAAAAAACACUUGCGUGUGGGGCCUGACAGCUUUAUUAGGUAUGUGGUUGCGAAAGUGGCUAAUAAGCUACAUACUUUCCCCCACCCCUAUAUUUCAGUAAAAAAAAAAAAUUUUUUUAAAUGAAACAGUGCACAUUCUUUCAUUUGUGGGCAGUACUUCCUUUUAAGCAGGCAUGUGGCUGCUAGGCAGUUUCUUGGCCCUUUGAAUGUCAUUGCCGUGUUCAAAGGAUAGCUAACAGGUCUGGAGGUGAUUCUAGGUGUGGCUUUUGCAUUUGAUUCUGUUGCUAUUGUCUGCCAACAUGAUGAGGAUAGAAGUGUAUGAUCUCAUAGAAGGACAGCAAAUUAAAAUAUAUUGCUAAUGUGACCAAGUAGCUUUUCUGGCUAUUCAUGACUAGCAAUCACAUUCACUCUGCUUGAAGGAAACAGAGAAUACAUUCACUAGCAAAAGACAGAACUGAAAGGGAAAUGCCCUGGAACAAUCAAGUCUAUGGGAGUGUUAUUGUUCUUGAUAGACUCAGCUUAGUAAUGCAAACUAUUGCAAAAAAUUAUCCAACAUUGCAACUGUGAAUGUUGUCAGCAAUUAACUUUUUUACAUUUUGGCAAAAUAGGUAACAAUGUAUUCCUAUCACGUGAUAAGUGAAUAGCUCUGAUAGUUACUACGAACAAUAAAGUUGAAAUGGCCCCGUACCAAAUGGAGCAAAAUGAUUUGCUGCUGUAUAGGGCCAUCUGGGCGACAGAAUACGGACAUUGUGAUUCGUCGCUUGCCUCGUUUGACCGCUGUGUGCGCUGUCGUGACCUGCCAGGUUUUGCAAGCAGACUGCUCGUAAGUCUACUGGAGGUAAAGCUCCCAGGAAACAGCUUGCCACUAAAGCAGCUAGGAAGAGUGCCCCUUCUACAGGGGGUGUCAACAAGCCUUACAGAUACAGGCCUGGCACUGUUGCUCUGAGAGAAAUCAGAAGAUACCAGAAGUCUACUGAGCUGCUGACCCACUAGCUGCCAUGUCAGCGUCUUGUGAGGGAAAUUGCUCAAGACUUCAAGAACUGAUCUGAGGUUCCAGAGUGCAGCUUACCUUGUUGGCCUCUCUGAAGAUACCAACUUGUGUGCUAUCCAUGCAAAGAGAGUAACCAUUAUGCCAAAGGAUAUACAGCUAGCAAGGAGAAUCUGUGGAGAACGUGCUUCAUUUUUGUUGUGGGUUUUGUUUUGUUUUGUGUUUUUUUUUUUUUUUUUUGUUCUGAAAUUUCUUUUUUUACAAAUUGUACAUAAGUGUGUCUUUUAUAAAGGGUUUGUUAAUUGUAGGUUCGUUGACAGUAAACUGGUAGUGAAAAUCUUACAUGACAUUCCCUUACCCCUCAGAUUUUUCAAAAAAUUUGUAUCUUUAGCUAGUUUUGUGACCCUUUUCAUUAAACCUGGUCAGCAUGCUUAAUCUAAUUUCUAUCUUUCAUUGUAACUCCAUUGUAAAUAAACUUUCUACUACCUCAAAAAAAAUAAAAAAAGACAUUGAUGGCAUUUAUCAAGGGAGUAGGCUGUUGGAUAUAGGUCCUCCUCCCCAUUUGUUAUUAAUAUUGGGGUCCAACCUAUCACCCAUGGGUGGGGUCAGGGGAGGGGAUAAUUUGACCCUUUUUUUUAUUUUUAUUUAUUUAUAAAAUAUUUUACCAGGAUUGAUACAUUGAGAUUUGUCUCGUUUGCAAAUGUUUUGGCUUCAGACUUUUAAUAAGUACACCCCAAAUAAACUGUACUUGUAAAUUCAUCAUUUUAUUUUAUUUCAGGUCAGGUCAGGGACCUCGAGGUGAACUUAGAAAAUGCAGAGAAGGAGCUUUUGGAACUACAAGAGAAUCAGAACAAGAAGUCUACAUUUGAGCUGUAAGUGCUGUUUCAUUGAAUUUGAAAGGAAAUAAAUAGGAGUUCAAACAUCUUAGAUGUAUAGAUGCACAUGGAAACUCUUGGUGAUAAUAAAAUAAAAAUAUUAAACUGAAAAAAUAUUUAAGUAGGACAAGGUUUUGGAAAGAGAAUACGGACUCACGUUCAAGAGGUAGUGAAAAUGAAAUUUUUUUAGCUCCUAAUUGAUCAUAUAGCGCUGAUCCAAAUUUUAAAUAUCACUUUCAAGAGGACAUGAGAUCCUGACCAGAACCUUGUCUGCUGUAAUUUCCCAUUAUACACGGCUCACUAAAUUUUAAUAGAAAUAAACAGGGUUUCUUGUAGGGAUGUGCAUGGGGAAAAUAUUCAGUUCGGCAUUCAGAACUUCAACGCUUCGGAACUUCUGUACUUCGGCAUUUUGGAAUUUCGGGAGUUCUCUUGCAGUCGCUUAGUAGAGAACUCCCUAAUUUCCACGGCUCAUUGUUUACUAGACAUGCCCCUACUCGCGGUAUAGCGAGCAGGGGCAGAAUUUACUAAUACUAAGUAAUUUUUACUUAGUAUUAGUAAAUUUGUCUGAAAGACCAAGUUAGGUCUUCCAGCCUUUUGGUAGAUAACUCCCUAAUUCCCACAGUAUUAGGGAUCUAUCUACUUACUGAAAUGGAAGUAACUUACAUUUUAUAUGAACGUGUUACUUGAUUGUUGUAAGUGUUGCAAAUGCUGGCUAUGUUUGUAUACGUUUUAUUUAAACUGGUAUACAGUUUAACAUUCUUCAUUCUUCCACUGGGUAUAUUAGUACUUCGGCAAUUCUGUGCUUCGGAACUUAGACGCUUCAGAACUUCGGCAAUUCAGCUAUUCGGACAUUCGGAAGUAUCCGAAUGUCCGAAUUGCCCGAGAUUUGUCCGAAUCGACAUUCGGAACGAAACUAAUUGCACAUGUCUAGUUUCUUGUGUGGUUUUUAGAUUUGUGCUUCUGAAUGUCUGUUUGUUUUUUGUUUUUUUCCAAAUAACUGUAUGAAGCCACACACCAUGUUCAUGUAUUCAUUUUUAGUUAAUAAUUUUGUGUACAUUGAAGUUAAACUUUCACUUGUAGCUCAGUUUUGUAUUAUUCAUAAUAUAAAACAAGUUAAAAAUGUGUAAUGCAGUCAAGGAAUUGUUUACAUCUCAGUAGGUGCAGUGACCCUGUCCUAUUAACCCUGCAGUUUAGAACAAUUUGUUAUAUUGCACGCUUAAAUCCAACUCUAGUGACUGUCAUACUGACAACCACUAGAGGCACUUCUGCUACACUGAAGAAAUAACUUUGGUCAUGUGACAAAAAAGCCUGUAGGAAAGCAUUAAAUACAAUGGUUUCUAUGGGGAAACUUUAAUGCACACAUGGCGUUUGCCACACAUGUGCAAUUGGUCACCAGAGCUCCUCUAUAAGGAACAUUAAAUUGGAUCAAUGAGGAGGAGGUGGAGAAGUGAGCAGCGCCAAGGGAACUUUGGCUCUGGAAAAAGGGAAGUAAAUAUUUUAUUAAAAAUGGUGGUUUAGAAGCAAACAAAGCAGGUAAGAUACCCUUUAACAGCUCCCAAAUGUAAUCAUUUAUCUUAAUCAUAAAUUAGAUAUUUGUUGCCUUUGGAGAUGUUGCAGCUAAUUUUGAAAUUGAAGUGGCUAGUUCAUGUCCAGAUUUGUUGCAAAAAUAAAAAAUAUACAUUUACAAAAAUGUGCAGAAAUAUUUCAUAAUCCCUAAAACAUUUUUCAUUGGCUGUAGAACUGGCUCUGUGGCAAAUCUUCAAAUCAAAAUGCACAGCACAAAACCAGGUCAAUAAAACGUUUUCAAAAUAGGUCAUAACCCAUUCCUCACAAAUGUUUUACCUUACUCUAAAAUACACCUCCUUUGAAUAUGUUUUUAUGUAUGUAUAUCUUUGUUUAAUGGAAAAGUGUACAUUGUUUUCAAUAGAACCCAGUGCAGAAACAAAAUGAAUGAGCAGAUGGAACAGUGUGAAGAAAAGCUACGGAGGGCAAGAGGGAAAGAUCCCAAUCAGGAUCUGAUCAAAUCGGACCAAUCUAAGGUAUAUUUAUUGUAGAGUGUGUAGGGAACUGCACUCACUCCCAUCAAACGGAGCCAGGGUGCUUUAACUAUACCGGAACCAAACACCAGAUUCCCAAGUAGUAGAAUAAAGGAAAAAAGGUCCAGGCACUCCUUGGUUCAAGAUAGGCACAGCAACGUUUCGACCAUGUAGGUCUUUAUCAAGCUUGAUAAAGACCUAGAUGGUUGAAACGUUGCUGUGGUUCUCAUAAAGUGCCUAUCUUGAACCAAGGAGUGCCUGGACCUUUUUUCCUUUAUUCUAAGGUAAAUGUAUUGACAUUUUGAAUGAUCUAAAAUAUAGCAUUUAGUUAGUAUGAACAUACACACCUCUAAUAAAGUGAUAAAACUCUGUAACUAUGUACAAUUACCUGUUAGUUAUGGCUAAAAAGAAUAAAUUUCAAAUACUAACAUUAUUUCCAGGUAACAAGCCUUAGCUAAAAAAGCUAGUUCAUUUUUGUCAGCUUGAUAUUAAUUGUAGUGGCCAAGUGGUUGUUGAAUUGACAAGAACUUUGUUAUUCAGUCGUCUGUUUAGAACAGGGACGUAUUAGCCGCGAGGCAAACAAGGCAGUUGCCUUGGGCAGCAUUUUUCAGGGGGCGGCAAAAAACGCCGCCCCCAAAUGCCCAGGGCAAAUGCCUUGUUAGCCUUGCGGCUAACUGACAGGCCGGGCGGGCAGCUGGCGAGGGAGCGCUUCCUCUGAGCGGUCUGCUCAGCACCCUCGCGCGCCGCAGAGUGAGGUUGGGAGCCGGAAUAUGACAUCAUAUUCCGCCUCCCAGCCUCACUCUGCGGCGCACGAGGGAGCGGAGCACACCGCUCAGAGGAAGAGCUCCCCUGCGCGCCCAGUAGCCAGCCCAUCAGCCCGACCGGCAGCCACUGGACCACCAGGAAGAGAGAGGACCCCCCCACCCAGCAUUCCCAAAGGUGUUAAAUUAAAAAAAGUGUUAAUGUGAGUGAUUGUGUGUGUUUGUGUCUGACUGUGUGUCUGUGUUUGACUGUGUGUGUGUGUCUGACUGUGUGUGUGUAUUUAGAAGGUGGGGUAGGGGGGAAGGGUUGGGUGGGGGUGGUGCGGGGGAGGGGGUGCCUGAGUUUUGUCCUGCCUAGGGCAGCACAAAACCAGGAUACACCACUGGUUUAGAAAUAAUGAAUCUGAAAAGCACUUAAACAACCAGUUGGCCGAGGGGCGCGGUCUGCGGCUGAGCAAGCUGGACGUGUCCGGAUAGAGCUCUGCUGAGACCACGGUGCCAACAGCCUACAACAGCCGAGAAACACCAGCAAAUCUGAAGAUAUUUACAGGAGAACCAAGAUGGAUAAACGGGCCCUGAGAAAACAGGCCAAAAAAUCGACAGAACCAGGUACCACGGUGACGGAGCUGUUUGCGCCCUCCCGCGCCAUGCAACUGAGCACACAAGAUGGCGGACGAGACGGCCCGCGGACACCACGCUCACCCUCAAGUCCGGGGAGCGGUAUCUCCACGGGUGUUCCGGAGACCAAUACCAGCCAGAUACUGUCUAAGCUAGCUGAAGUGCGCACCUAACUGGCCACGGAGAUCGCCAGAAACACUGCUGAGGUCAAAACGGAAAUACAGGCCUUGGGGGUCAGGACGGCAACUCUGGAAUAGCGGGUGGAGUCCACGGUAGUGGCCCACAAUGAAGCUGCAGCGCAAAUAAACCACUUGACGUCCCAAUUAUUACACGCCGAAUCCGCAAUUGAUGACCUCAGCAACAGAUCGUGGCGAAACAACUUACGCCUCCGCUGCCUACCGGAGCAGGAGGGGGAAGGGUCUCUUAUAAAGGUGGUGCUGAGCAUAUUUAGGCCGCUUCUCCCCGAUAUACCGGAACAUCUCUGGCACACUGAACGGGCCCAUAGGGCGCUCCGAGCCCGGCCAAUGGAUGACAGGCGGCCGAGAGACGUGAUUAUCCGGUUCUUAUACUGCCAAACAAAGGAGGCCAUAAUGAAACGUGGCAGAAAUGACAUAAUUGUAUAUAAAGGGGCAGAACGUGCCCUGUACCAGGACCUAACACCGGCUACGCUGCAGAGGCGGCGCAAGUGGCGCCCUGUCACCGAACUGCUUCAGCAACAUGCCAUUAUCCGGUACCCUUUUUGAAGGAGCUGGGCAUACCAGUUCCGGAGGAUCUGGCAGUUCAGGCUGCACCGGUGGGAGUCCUGAGUCCUCUACCUCGCGACUGGUUCAAGGCGGGCCAGUGACGACGUCGGCUCCUGUUAUGAUGCACUGGAUUGGAUGUCCGUGGCUCCGGGCGGUCAGGUUCUCAGAGGGGGCUAUUGUUUGGGAAGGUGGUCCCGGGGGGUUUCCUUUUCUCCCAUUUUGGGGUUCAUGGCUCCCUCCCCCUCCCCCCCUUAAGGUUUUGUCUACUUCUAUCACUCCUAACACUUCAUUCUUCUCUAUUCUGACCGACACUUACAUUUCGACCAUAACAAAUGCAAGGGCAUUACCUUUCAUAUGAUGAGUCACCGGAGGUAUUAACAUUAAACUGGUAACGCUAAAAGCUGAGCUAGUUAUCUCGAUUGCUACGAUCUCACCAGAGCACUAUAUAGGUCGACAAACCUAGGCACUGGAUGUUAGGGUCCUGCUCACAUUGGUUGGUCAGUUUCUCACUGUUUUACCCUUUAUCAAAAAACCUGGCGGGGCACCACUGAUAUACUGACUACUGCAGUUGACACACAACAGUCUACUGCACUAUGUUGAAGUUUGUUUCUAUAAAAACGCACGCUUGUUCACCUCGUGCGAACUUGGAUAUGUCUUCAGAAUACUAUUUAUAACCCUGUUGUAAUGUAUGAUUUCAUGUGGUGUCUUGCCUUGGAAUAAAUAAAGAAUGAGAAAAAAAAAAAAAAAAACAACCAGUUGGCCGAAAAUAGACCUAAUCUGUGUUAUGUAAUAGCUGCGUACUUCAGUGAUGACGUUCUGUAAAGUCAUCCCUAAACAACCUUUGAAAGAGCAGACACGGAUAAAAAUAUGUUCUCACAACACUGAUGGAAAGUGCAGACAAAAUUGUGUGUAAUUCAUCAUAAACACACAGAGAACAUGCAAAAUAAGUCCAGUUAAAAACUUUAAUGUGAAAAUGCUAAUAAUUAAACAGGAAAAUAUACAUGGGACUAUUCAUGUACUUCAUCAAAGGAACGUUGAAACGUUUUAUAUUGGAAGCUCUCUCACAUUAGUUUAAUUUAUUAUAUACAUUAUCUUCAUCUCUUCCACGUUUUAUCUCUGUGCUUUGAUACGCCCUUCUCAAUCUUGGCUACUGCCUCCUUGCUAAAUGAUGGAAAUGUGUCCUAUUACUGCUUUCUUCUCGAUUAAUCCUUCAUCACACUUGAACCACGACUUGUCUUAAAACUGAAAUAGAAUGUUCAUGGUGAUGUCACAGUGGCAAAAUGAUGUGCAGAUGAUAUUUGAGAAAUUUGUAGAAAUCGAUUUUUAAAGCCUGUUUUCACAGUGACCAGCAAAACACUUCUGUACUCAAUAUAACUUGUAAACAAUUACGUGUUAGCCUAGGUGUGACUAUUCAUAUUGUUAAGAGUAUUAAUAUAAAAGUUCAAUUCAGUUCAAAGUCUCCUAAUGCUCUUCAGCAUACUGAAGUACUUUAGGGGUUAAUCAGAUGCUCCUGCAGGCUCAUUUCAUAAGUGCGCCAAUUUCAAGAGAAAUCCACACUUUUAUAAAUCCCCCUUAGUGUUGUCAAGCAAACAAUGUCCUACCUUGCCAAGUUUGCACUAUAAUUCAGAGCAGAAGUGAAUGCUUCUCACAAAGAACAAUUGGUUUCUAUGCUUCUCCUAGAGAUGUAUUGUUUGUGAAUUACAAUGAAGUAUUUUUACCCACGAGGAGCAUCUGUUAGGACAAAAGUCAUCGGUAAUGAUGACUUCACAACAGGUGGAUCGGAGCUGGAGUGAGGAGAUUCUUCAGGGGUUCUAAUAAAUGUUAGUUUGAUUUUAACACUUUCAUUGCUGAAAUUAGAAUGUUCCAUUUGAGUACAAUUUUAAGUAUUAAUUUCCAGGCAGGUGAAAUGUCAAAACUCUCAGAUACACAAAUGAGAGUUGUUCAACUCUGUCUCAGGAUACAAUAUGUCUAUAAUAUGGGUUUGUUUAAUGUACAUUGGGCGCAUUUUAUGUUGUUUUACAUUUUCACCCAGCCAACAAUCCCAAAUCCAGAUGUUGACAAAAAAGACAACAAUAUAAAGGCGAUCCCACAGGAAAUUGAAGACAAUGCAAUUCACGAUGUCAAUAAACAAGUAGAGGAUGUCAAAGUUGAGCCUCCAAACAGUGAUGGUAUGUUCCAAUUCUAUUUCCUUGUGUAAAAGUUAUUUAAGAUAUUACUUUUUUUGAAGCAGGUUCCUCUUGUUUUUGUCUGGGUGUCAAUUAAAGGCACAGUCCUGGCACUCACUAAUGUAAUUGUGUGUUAGAUGCUGAUUAUUAUUUUGGGUGUCAUUUUUGUAUAGAUUUUCUUAAUUUUUUUUUUUUCAUUUUAAUAUGUUAUUCUCCAAAAUCCCACACCUUUUCUGACACAUCUGUUUGACAACAUGCUGAUAUAAUACUACGGGCAUGAAGGUUGUAGAAGUUUGUAGUUCGGCUCUCAGCUUGUUGACGUAGAGACCUGACAGCUGUACAGCAUCUCCAAAUAAUACAUAUGGGAGCAUCAGCAUUGGUUGAGCAAUUUUCUGAUUUGAAAGCUCACUGAGUAGGAGUUCGCAACAGUUCAAAGAAUGUUAUUGAGAUGUUCUGUUAUUUUCUUUAAACUUACAUUAAAGAUAGAGCAUAUUACAUUAUAAACCAGUUUAGAAAAGGCAGAGCCAGGGCAAACAUUGAAUCCUUACAUCAUUUCUCCUCUUGUCUGUAUGUUUUCUCUAUGCUCACUACCAGGUGCAAAGGACAGAGCUGUCUGGGAUCUGGGGCACAGGAAGUGUGGCGCAUGUUCACCCACUGCUCAAGCCUCUAACCAUGGUCAUAGACGUCCAUUAAUGCAAUAUGAGACCAUUUACCAAAUUAUGACAUAUGAUGUCACAUCUCUGUGCUGAGGAAGUAGUGAAACUGAAAUGCAUAGUGGGUGUAUGGAAUAAAUACAGCUCAUGCUCCAGCUGCUGGACCAUCAAGGAUCCAGGCCAGCAGAUGAAGUUCUCAGUUUGUGUGAGCCUGUGCGUAUUAAUCCGUGUUAGUCUGCAUCUGACUGUAUAAAUAUAUAAUUCAUCAUUUCAGCUGCAAAUGGCUUGUCUCAGAAUGUAGUGUAGAUGUGUGCUUUUUAUAUAUUUUCUUAAAGGGAUUCUGUAGUGUAAAGAAUGCAAAGUUGUAUUCCUUACACUAACUAUAGCUCCCUCUGAGCCCCCGGCAUGUAAAGGGUUAAUAAACCCUUUUUUAACUCACCCAUCUGAAAGAGGUGGGGGGGGCACAAUGUGUCAGUGCGGAGAGUGCUUUAGGUCCACUAUAUAGGAAAGCACUGUUCUAAUGCUUUCCUAUGGGGAUUUAACUAUGCUGGAUGUCCUCAUGCAGAGCGUGAGGACAUCCAGCUACAGUUAGGCGACCAAAGGUCGCCUAGAAAGCAGGAAGUGCCUCUAGUGGCUGUCUGACAGUCACUAGAGGAGGUCUUAGUCCUGCAAUGUAAUUAUUUGUAAUUAUUUACAUUGCAGAACUAAGGGAGACAGGAACAUUGCACCCAGACUACUUCAAUGAGCUGGUGUGGUCUGGGUGCCUGUGGUGUACCUUUAAAGUACAGUGUUUAAAAAAAUAAAAACAGAAUUGCAUGAAAUACUCUCUAAUAGAUAAACUACCAGUGCACCUUUACAAAUAUUUCUUACCACAGACUCCACAAAUGCUAUGGGUGGCCCUGCCAGUAACGGCAGUGUAACUGAAUUCCUUUAUUUACAGAAAACGGAAUUGCAGGAAAAGGAAUCCUUGACCUCUCCAAUAAAAACCAUGCCCCAAUCCAUGAAGAUCCCAAGCAAAACAAAGAGAAUGAAGUACAAGAGGAUCAGGCACAAAACGCUCCAGUACAAAAUGAGAAAAAUAAGGCAGAAGAUGCACCCCUGCAAAAUAAGGAGAAUAAAGUAGAAGGUGUAGCAGUUGAAAAUGAGGAUACGUUGGAAGAAGCACUAGACGCAGAAAAGGAGUAUAAUGAGGAGCUAAAGAAAGAUGUCCAAAACAAGGCAGCGCAAAAAGAAGCACAAAAUGUGGAAGUGGAACGAGAGGAACUGCUAAAUAUGGAAGAUCAGUCAGAAGAUAAAGGUGGGCAUAUAUGUUGUUUGACACUUGAAACAUAUGUGUAGUAACUAACUUAGAACCUUUUACCAAAGUAAUUAUCAGGGCUUUUGUAGGCAUUCUGUGUUGUUGUUUUUUCUGAAAAUGUGCUUAGAACAUGGGUUUCUUAUGACUUUGUUGUCUACAAAAGCAGACUCUCAAGUACUUCUAUGUAGGAGUUUUUUUAUGCUGUUCAGAAGAUAAAAAAGAAAAUAAUCUAAACAAAUAUUUUGAGAACUAUUUUCACGUAUAGUACUUGUAGGUAAGCAUUGAGGUUUAAUAUCUAAAUCAAAAGAACAUUAUUUAAAAAUCUGCUUUUAUUUUGGGAAUUAAAGAGACACUAUAGGAACCCAAACCACUUAAUCUCAAUGAGGUGAUCUGGAUGCCAUGCCUCUAUAGUUGCACCCUUUAAGUAAAAACAUUGCUGCAGAAAUGGUAAUGUUUACAUUGCAAGGUUUAACCUCUUAAGGACACAUGAUGCUGACCUUUUACUUCUGAAGCUGUGGCGUUAAGGGGUUAAAUGUCUCUAGUGGCUGUCAAUCUGAUCAUCACUAGAGGCGUCUUGGCUGUUUCAAUCAGUUGGUCUCAUAUCUGAAGAUGGGUGGAGGCAAGGAAGCAGGAUGACUACUUAGAGAGCAGCCUGGUGUGGGAGAGAAUGUAAUACAAAUUUGUGUUUGUUUGUAAUGCGAUAGUGUUCCUUUAAGCCUGGAUAAUAUAUGAUCUGCAACAAAACUAUAUGUAUUUUGUGAUAUAAUAUUACCUAUUGGUGACUUUGUGAUGUCUAAUCCAUCAAUCAGUCAAUACCAGCAGACGUCUUAAGAUGAGGACUUUUCAAAAGUGUUAGACAUCCUGAAGAACAAACCAAAAGUUAAAGCCCCAAAUAUAUCCACAAAUGUCCGGAUAUUAAAUGUACCAACGUGGUAGCAAAAUAAAUAUCUUUAUUCCAAAUGAUACACCUCUAUUAAUGUCCAAAUCAGUAAAGUGUUGUGACUCCCUCAACCUUCCAAGUCUCUGCAAAUCAAGAAUUUGUUCUGCCUGGUAUUUAUCAUUUCUGUUGCCUUUUUUUUGGCUUUCUGUUUAAGGUAGAUGUGUGUGCUAGUGUUUCCUUUGGCACAGGUGUAUUAUUACAAUCCACCCAUGCCAGGCUUAUCUGUACCUUUAUCACCUACAUUAUAUUUUGUUUAAUUUACCAACAGUCAUUCUCUCCAUUUUCAAGUAUAAAUUCCAAACAGUGAAUGCUGACUAAACCAACAAAAUUGCAACAUUUGCUAAGUAUAGUUUUUUUUGUUUUGUUUUUCCACAGAACCAAACCAGAUUGGAAACAAUGAUGGUAAAGAUGCACAGAAUGAUUAUAAUGGAGAUGAGGGCAAUGUAGCUGAGCCAGAGGCAGACAAGCAAGCACAACUGGAAAACAAUCAGAACUUAAUCGGUAGGUUUGCCAUGUCUCUUACAUCUUUUGCUUAGCUCGAGGGCUUGCUGAUCAGCCAGUACGUGUGCUAGUUUCCAUUUUGGUUGCUAAACUGGUGAUUGAUGACUGUGACUCCAUGCUUGCAAUUACCUUAUCCAAGGGAUAAAAAAAUGUCGGCUAUUUGAAUUACAAUGUUCUUUAAUACUUUAAUACUUUUUUUUUUUUUUUUUUACAACUUUCUUUACUGUGGAAUAAAACUAAGACCUAUUGUUAACCAUCUUACAGAUAAUACAUCUUGCCUUUGAUCUUGUACUAAUUUACGUCACAAGUGGGCUGGUAUUUAAUUGUUAAAGGGACACUAUAGGCACCCAGACAACUUUAGCUCAUUGAAGUGGUUUGGGUGCAUAGACCCAGAUCCCUUAACACUGCAAAGGUAAUUAUUGCAGUUUUUAAUAACUCUAGUGAAUAACCAUCCAGACUUUUGGGUGGGUAGGCAAUUUUUGAUCGUCUAACUGUUGAAAGACGUCCUCGUGAUAUGCACGAGGACAUCCAGCGUCAUGUAAAACCACAUUGGAAAACAUUAUACAUGCUUUCCUAUGGGGGAAAUACUAACACGAGCGGAUGCAGAACCUGAUCAGCACUAAGAGACAUCGGCAAUGGAAUCAGGUAAGUGACAGAAGGGAUUUUAAACAACUUUGUUUUGCUAGCACCGUAGUUUCCCUUUUUGCUGUGUGGACACAAAAUAUGUUAUUGAAGACUCUGACAGGGUUAUCUUCUAAACUAGGAACUGUAGAAAAUUGACAUGGGAAUUGCCAAUUUAAAGCCAAAAUAGCAGAUAGCUUUAAAAUAAAUAAAUAAAUAAUAAAAAAAAUCUGCGUAUCAACUUGUCAGUUCUGCACAAUUGCCAGUUUAUAGAAUGUCCUAUGGGGGUGACAAAUGGUGGAUAUGUUGAUACUGUCACCUGUGUACCAAAGGUUGGUGAAUCCUAGGUGUAGAUCAUACAAUACAUUAACAUGGUUAACAAUAUUCAAGGCAAUGAGUGCUCAUCCAUACAGUACAAUUAGUACUUGCGAACAAUAAUUUCAUUUGUCUUCACAUUUUAGAUCGUAAAGCAAUGGAUAAUAAAAAAUUUGUCCAAGAAGGAGACGACAACAGCGAUCCAAAUCUAAAAAAAUAAACUAUUUCAAACACUUGUGAGAAACAUGAAUUGUUCUCAGUCAACUGACUGAACAAUGCCUUUAAAGAAAGGGCCACUGUCUAUGGGACCAGAUGAAGUAGAAAAUGCACGCUCCAGCAAAACUUGAAGACAAAUCUCAAUCCCUUUUAUUCAAGAGAUUUCUUUUAUCCACAAAACACCUUGCAGCUUUAUUUCCAGCUUUAAAAAAGACUUAAUUAUAGAAAAAUGUAACAUUCAUUUGACUAUUUUUAAAUCAUUAACUAGAAUGUGUGAGAUUAUUUUUAGUGAAUGUAGGCUUUUAAAAAAAACAAACAAAAAAAACUGCAGUGCAAUUUUAUAGUAAAAAAUAUAUGUACAGGACGGGGUCUGUUGUAAUAAAUGUAUCUUUACAGAUUAAAUAACAUUAAAUACAUUCAGAGCAGUUGAAAAUCUAAAUAUUCCCAUUAAUAUUUCAAGAGACUAACUUUUUAGGUUUAAUUGGGUUAGGUAAUCAUGCAGAUCUUACACUUCCAUUUGUGAGGUAAUAUAAACUUGCUUUCCUUCUUGUUUAAUGACUCGGUUUUUAAUUACUUAACUUAUUUUAGAAACUGGUAACAUCUAAUCGACUGGUUUCAGACAAAUUUAAUUUGUUUUUGCUUUACCCAUGUAGUAUUCUUUGUAGGAGAACUAUUGUUCCAGAUAAAAGCCAUGAGUCCAAUUUAAUUGGAUCACUCAAGUAACACAGUGCUUUAAUAUGUAAUUGUAUUUAAUGGUUUAAGAAAUAGGCAAAAGCCAUGUCCUACUUCUAGUAUAAACUGGAAUAGGACAAAGUGACGUAUGUGACAUAAUUCUCUUAAACAUUGCUAUGAUAUUGUCUAGUCUCAUUUCUCUACCUUGUCAAGAACACACAAAAAUGUAAAUUAGAUGGACACAUAUUUUACUUCUAUAAUAUACUUGGAAAGUGGAAACAAUGAAAAAUUUAGUGCUUUUAAUGAUUUAGAAUGAAUUACAGUAAAAUUGACUGAACACAGUGUAUAUAUAUACAUAUUUAAGAAUGUAUUUUGGUGUGAUUGUACACUGCACUUUCAAUUUAGUCAAGAUCUUCAUAACAACUCUUGAGUAUGACACACUUUUUGUUACUUUGUAGGGAAUUAGAAACCAUGGUCCACCAGCUGUAAUUGACCCCCAAGAGGUGAAUAACCAAAGAUUAGGCAAGGGUUUGUCCAAUAUAGAUCACCUAGAACUCACUUAUCCACCACUAAGUUUUCUGGAAAGGUUUAUGGAUAUUCUAGCUCACUAACAGCUAGAGAACGGUUUAUAACAGUAGGGAACAGUGAAGAAUCGGCAGUGGCAUUUCAAACAGUUAGUAAUAUUAGUGAGAACGCUGAAAACACACACACACACACACAUCUCUCUCUCUCUCUCUGUGCCUUAAAAAAAUAAAACCAAUUAAAAUAGCCUUUUUUAGUAGAUUAAAAAUAAAUUGUUACUUUGAGAAUGUCACUAUCAUCUGUAGACCAGAGGCAGGAUUUUUCUAUUGUUAAUUGAUUAGAUAAAAUAAAAAUAACUUAUUGACUCUUACAAACAAAUUCACGAUGCAAUUUCUACAUAUAAAAUGCUAAUCACAGAGGUGGAUGUUUUAUAACAUUUGCAAGAAACAUGCAGAUAUCUGGUACAUUCGUUUGAUGUAUUUUUUUGCAUUCUAACAUUUUCUAUUUCAUCUGAUUGUAAAAUUAAUGUCAGAAUGUUUUGCCAAACAUUUGAUACCUUAGCAUGCUUUGCAUAAAUGUUACAAAAAAAAAAAAAAACAAUCCUCAAUCACUACAUAGUCUAAGCUUUUAAUUUUAUUUAUGAGGCGCAAGAAAUUGGAUAUUUUUCUUGGGAUUGGUACUGUUUGUAUCCACUUAGCUUAAAUUGUACAUUAGAAGUUCUGUUUUAAUUUAUGUCAUUUGUUUUGAAUUUUCUGAACAUAUUUGAUUACAUUUCUUCAAAAACUAUUUUGUGUUUUGUUCUGUGUCUCCUCAGAUUUAUAAUGUACAUUUCAUUUUGCCUAUGAAGCGGAAUUUAUUUAUUUUUUAUUUUUUUUAAAUACGUAUGUCCAUUUUACAUUUUAAGUAGUCUGCUUACAGGAAAUAUUGUUACAAAAACGACAACCUUUGACCUCCACCACAAUAUGAAAUAUGUCAAAAUUUAUAAUAUAAACAGCUAUCCACAGAUGAAGAGUAAAAAUUCUUAAAGCGGGUACAUUGAGAGAAAGAACCAAAGUCUUGCUCAGAUGCUAACUCUCUAAAAAACCAUACGUAAAAUAAAUAACAAAAAAUAGGGGUAUAGAGUUACAAUUGUUAAAAAAAAUAGUCUUUAAUGUUUAGGCACUAAAAUAGUCUAUGAUGGUAUAAGACACUUAAUACUAAUCUGUGAACCAGUGAUACAAAAAAUAAAAAUAAACAGUGAAAAAAUGUGCAAGCUUUCCACAGAUCACUUCCCAGGUAGUAAUCUUGACACAACCAUAAAUAUAUACAACACAAAAUCUAAUAAACCUGAUAUAGUCUAAAAGAAAAUACAUAAACAAAACAUAAUGUAAUACAAUAAGGUAAAACAAAAACCGCACUCACUGCGAUAGAUAGCACUCACAAGAGUAUAAAAUUAAAAGAGCUCCGAUGUAGUUGGGGGGGCUAUAAUCCCCUUCUCAGAUCUGUAGCCACCACUGUUAGUCAGGAACCAACCAGGACUCUGAAUAGUUGGUAACCUGAAAAGCUUUUUAUUGUAGAAAUAAAAUAAAUAAAACCGUAAAAUAAAACUGGUCCCAAACAAUACUGUUGUAAGUUAUUUUUCAUUUCCAACAUAAAUGCUAAAUUAGGAAUAUUUAGAACUCAUGAGGUUGACAUUUGUAACACUUUUGUGUUCCUGGCAUCCGGCAACCAAAUCUCAGCUGUGGUGGGUUUCCAACUCUGCCUUUUGGUGACAUAGUGAUGCACAGACAAAACAGGCAGAUUGUAGACGUUAACCAACACUGGACGUACAAAUAAAACACAUGGGACCUGAGCUCCACACACCUUCUCAUUUAAAAGCAGCUCUCUGUUAUUAAGCCAGUGCUGUCACAUGCAGAUGAUUCUGGCUGUUUUGCACUCUGCUUGCUGUUUGAUUUUAUUUUUUGGUACCUGACUUCGCUGAUCUUUGGAUUUUUUUACUGAACCUGCACUGCCUGCUCUGAACUCUGAAAUGUCUGACCUCUAUUUUCCCGUCAAAAGGUGCUGCUUCUCUUCAGAAUUCUGGUUCAUUUACCAGAUAAUAAACUUGCUUAAAUUCCUAUGGCAUGAUAUUUAACCCCACACCCACACAAAUUUGUGUUUUGUGAGGCUUGAAAAAUAAAAUGCAGACAUUAACACAUCUUGAUCCUUUAACUAGUCGUCUCCAUGUUAGCUCCCUGUCAAUCAUUGUUAUAAACCUUGUCCUUUGCACCUGGCAGUCAGCAGAGAAAAAAAACAUACAGAGAAUAGGAAAUGUGCAAUAAAAUAUUGCAAAUCACCUAUAAAUUGUGAUAACCUUUUUGUGUGAUGCCCUGUUUGUUUGUUUUUUUAUUUAGCAAAUUAUGUCAUAAUCAAGUUCACUCCAGUUGCAGACAGGGCACACUGAGGAAGAGAAACAAAUAUUGUUUCAUUCCACCUCUCUGUAAUCGUAAUUGACAAGGAGCUAAGAUGGAGGCACCAGGUAGAGAUGUAUGGAGUUCUACAUUGAAUGUCCUUUGCACACACCAUCACACCCAAGUAAGCAUACUAUUAAAAAUAUGGGUUAUGAGGGUUCCCUUUAGCUUCAAAUUGAAUCUAAAUGUAAGGCAUACGGAUGGCCAACUCCUGUUGGCCACAGUAAUGCCAGCACCAGUGGCGCACAUACCGCGGUCGCAGGGGUGGCAGCUGCAACCAGGCCCGGACCCCUGCGACAGGGUACCCUCCCAUCUUUUGCGGCCCCGGCCCGCACGGUAAACCGCCGGGGGCGCCGUCCAAGGUGUCUAUCUGGUGGCCCAUGCUUUCAGGGCCACCCGAUGGAGAUGGAUUGUCAGAAGGCAUGGUCAGCGCUGGGUGCUUUAGCAGCGUGAUCGGGCCCCCUGUGAUGACAUCACACGCUGGGAGGAAGUGACUGCCCAUCACUCCUCCCAGCUAACACACAGAGUCCGCGUGGGAGGAGGCAGAGGGCAUCAGAGUGGGUACUCUGACUCCCAGCCACCACUGGACCCCAGGGAAAGUCACCCUCCUGCACCUAAAAGGUAAGAAACAGGAGGGUGACUUAAACAUUGUGUGUGUGCCUGUCUGUAUGUAUAUAUGUAUGUCGUGUGUGUGUCUGUCUGUAUGUGUGCCUGCCUGUUUGUAUGUAUGUAUGUGUGUGUUUCUAUGUAUGUAUAUGAGUUUGAAUCUGUCGGGGGGAGGGAGUGGGGAGGAAGAGGUUUUACACCGGGGCCCCAUAGAUUGUGUGUACGCCACUUGCCAGCACUAGGGCUGGAAAGGGCUAAACCCAAAUGUUCAUAUUGCAGUUAGUUACCACGUGAUCACAAAGUAAAAUGUUGGCAGUCCCAGUGGAAUCACCAUUGAACAAUGAGUACUGGAAUCACAUUUAUGAUACUGGUAAAUUACAUAAAAGCUUUUAAGGAAACUUAUAAUUCAGUCAUACUAGAUAAAUAUUUGCAGAGGCACUCUAUUUGUGCACCAGUGGUGAGAACUUAUUUCAGGGGAGUGUCAUUGCAUUGAAACAUCAUUUUUAUUUUUUUUCUGGAUUGUUAUUUUUUCUAAGCUUUGAAUUGUGGUCAGUUGAAAACAGAACAUGCUAAUGUUAGGCCGUAAAAGCUGACAGAAAAAUAAUCUCAAACACUGUUAUAUUCUAAAUCUGAUGGUACGGAUCCACAAUUUCACUAUUUGCUAUUACCUGUCAACAUUUCCAAUUUUUAUUUUUUUUACCAUGUACUACCUGCUGAUUUAUACCCUCUAAAACAGGAUUGGCCAAAAGGUUAAAUAAAAGAUUUUGUCGAAGAAACAUCUGACUGAAGCUUUGCCAACCUUAAAAAAGCAAAGCAUCAUGGGAAUUUAUUUUAGCAUUGAUCUACCUUUUGGUCAUCCCUGUUUUUUUUUAACAGUUUGCUGACACUGCCCUUUUAUCUUAUUUAUAUUGUUUUAUAUAUAUUUUGUGUUUUAUAGUAUAUACAUGCAAUGGAAUCCGAUAUUUUGCAAGUUAACAGUACAGGCUAACAUUUUCUAAAUAGUACAUCAUAAAUCAGGUAAACAUAAUGAAACAGUGUAUGCCAAAAAAUUCUAAAUUGUGCUUGUGGUGUUAGAGCUUUACUGAGCUCAUUGAGACAAUUUGGAGGGAGAAUGUUUGAGUCACAAUGUAACUUUGUCAAUGUCUAUAAAAGACUGCCUCUGUCUAAAUGGACAUACAUCACCUCCCAAUUUUUUUUAAGCCCUUAAGGACUGAACUGUUUUGGCCAUGUUGUAUGUUAAGGACCAGGGCUGUUUUAACACUUUUGUGGUGCAUGUUUUCAGCUGUAACUUUCCUCUCUCUCAUUUACUGUUCCCAUACAAAUUAUAUAUAUGUUUUUUCCGGACAAGAAGGGCUUUCUUUACAUACCAUUAUUUGUAUCAUG